Messenger RNA from Podarcis lilfordi (Lilford's wall lizard), 48773 nucleotides. The record is from the annotation of a GenBank genome assembly. Lineage: Eukaryota; Metazoa; Chordata; Lepidosauria; Squamata; Lacertidae.
ACUCGGGGCCGCGCCGCGCACCUGGAAGGAGCCGCGCCGAGAGGAGCGCACCGACGCCCUUGCUCGCUCCGACGGCCGGGGAAGGCGCUCGCUGCUGCUGCUCCGCCCGUCGCAGGUGCAUCGCUGCCGAGCGGCCGAGGGACGCGCCUCCCGCUCGCCCGCCGAAGGGGCUCCACGCCGGCCCCGCCGGGAAUGCUCGACGCCGCCGCCGCUGCCGGGGGCCGAGGGCUGGCCAGCUGAGUCCACCGACGCCGACGCCGCUCCCCGUCCUCCUCCUCCUCCUCGGCUGCCCGGCAAGAUGGUCGGCGCGGCGGCCGCCGAGGUGGCCCUCCUCACCCUCGGUAAGUGGCCCCCUCCCGUCCGGGCGCGGCUCCGUCUCCCCUUGCCAACUGAGCCUUUACUCGCGAGGAAAAGCACCCCGGAACCCAGAGCAGCAGCCCUCGCGAGUAAACUUACCUGGGAUGGAAGAAGUGUCGCGCGUCCCGUCGAGCUGCUGCGCGGAGUCUUGGCGUCUCUGGCCGCCGCUUUCCAAAACGCUCCCCUCCUUCGCAGACCCGCUUUCCCCCUCCGAGCUCCGGAGGCGGAGGAGAAGAGCAGAUGGGAGGCUGUGCAGUGUAGUGGUUAGAGAGAGGCGGACUAGAAGCUGAGAGAGACCAGGGUUCAAAUCCCCCACUUGGCCGUGAAGCUCCCUGGGUGCCCUUGGGCCAGUCACUUACUGCCUCUCAGCCCAGCCUACCUCCCAGGGCUGUGGUGGUGGUCAGAUGAGGUGGGGGAGGACCACCACACCCCUCUGAGCUCCUUGGAGGACAAAGGUGGGGUAGAACUGCAAUAAAUGACAUUUUAUUUAACCAAGAAGAAAGGACAGAAGGCAGCAAGCCGCCUCACAGAGGACUACCUGCUUGAAAGUACAUAGUGGCUGCUGAGAGCUACCCGCUUUAGAAUACAUGCAAGGCUUUCUAAGUAAUCCAUCUCUGCUCAAGACUUCACCGCGGACUGAUAAAGCGAAGCAAUCGGAUUAUCUGUCCCCUCUCUCUUCCUUCUCUGCUUCCCUGCCGCCUCCGCGCCCCCCCCCCCCCACAUUUUGGGGGCAUUUUCUUCUCUCUGCUGCCUGCUGUUCCUCCUCCCGUUUCCUUACUAGAUUUGCUUUGGUGGCUGAACAGUAGAAACUGGAGGCAUUUAGACCCUCCAUGGUAUUUUUUGUCUUAUUGUAAACAGUUUUUUAAAAAGGGGGUGGCAAAUAAAUGCCUUUUAGGGUGACUUUGCUUACCUGUGAAUGUCCUCCUUUUAAUUACACGGCAAAAGCAGCCUGAACGCACAAUAUGGACUGGGGCUGUUUUUGUUCCGAGCGAUUAGCAAUCUUUUUGAAAUGUGAAAUAGCCAGAUAAUUACAGAGAUGCUGUUUUGGAGAAUUUAACAAAUGGCACUUUUUAAAAACAUUGAUGGGUGUUUGCUACUAGGUGUGAGCUUGUGCUGUUGUGGGAUUUGCUGGGGUGUAAAGAAGGCUGACUUGGGUCCAAACUCCUGUAUGGGCAUUAAGGUUAUGUAACUUGUAAUAAAUUAAACCGAAUAAGCAAUACUCCAGCUUCUCCCAGCAGCUCAGAUCAGCAGGGAGCAGUUUCCCCCCUCUCUCUGCGCACUCUCAGAAAAACUAGCAAGUGUUGCAGUUAAGAAGUUUGUUCUUUGGACUGAAUCCUGCUAAGGAUCACCUGCGGAAAUAAUCGGUUAAAACGAGACUGAUAAAAGUCGGUCAGUCAAGUGGGGGAGGAGAACGGCCCCUUGGGUUCUGGCUUCAUGUGUGACACUGACCCGUUUGGGUUUGGCCCUGAGUGCCACAGGUAUUGGGAAAGAAGGAGACAUCUGGCCUAUAAAAGCGCAAGUGGGUUUUAGCAAAGGAUUAAAAGUUCAGCUAUUAUCUUCUCAGGUUAGAGGCAUAGUAGUGUUAGUGUUCGGUUGUUAUAUCUCUGGCUUCCAGUUACCAGGCGCUUGGAUAGCUUUUCGUUAUGAGACACCAGACGCAGGAGAUACCUUCUGGAUCGAAAGGCUAGACACUUUAUCGUAAUUCUUUCCUGGGUUCAAGACCUCUCCCUUGCUCCCAGUUCCUGUUUUUUGAAAUCUUAAUAGCUCAGUGUUAUGAAUGAAGGUUGUUUAAUCAGGCAUGUUCUUAAAUAAUCUCCUGGUGAUCUUCCUUUUCAUCAGUCAGUUUUUCACCCAUGUAUGUAAGUCAGAGGCCACCUUCCUUAAAACACUGGCUCUCAGAUCUUUCCACGGCAGCCUGACUAUCAUGGAAUCCCUAAACCCUACGGGAGAACCUGGGUUGUGUUCUAGGUCAGCCUUCCCCAACCUGGUGCCCUCCAGAUGUUUUGAACUGCAGUUCCUAUCAGUCGUCAUGCUGUUUGGGGUUGAUAGGAGUUGUGGUCCAAAACAUCAGGGGGUGCUAGGCUGGGGAAGGCUUUUCUAGGGUGUAUGCUUGGCACAUGUGGAAUAAGUCUUGGCACUGGCCAAUAAGCUAUGGAGGGGGUACCCCCAUAUUGCAUCCAGUGCUCCCCUUGAAGCUACAUGUUGGGCCGCUCUGCCUUUCAGGAACCCUUGACCUGCUGUUGCAGAUCUUCUCAUCAAGGAAUCACAGGAUUUCCCCAGUGAAGAACUUGAAAAUUGCCUUAAGGAUCUUGCAACACAAAUACACCAAGAGCUGAGUGCUUGAGGUGGUGUCAUCCUUGACCAUGGUGCUCUAGAUUAAUAUGUCAAAAAUGACUGGUCCUUGCCCCAAGGAGCUUCCUUAAAAUCACAGUGCAUGCUUCCACAAUACAGAACUAUCCAGAUUGCUCAUUUCCUAAGUGCAGCUGAAUUAAGUGGGAAUUGCUUCUGAGUAAACAUGUUUAGGAUCAGGUUGCAGAAUUUAAGCUGUGAUUAAUAGGCUUCAGGGUGUGUGUCCGGGGGGUGGGGGUUGUCUUGUUUAUCUGUGGCCUGGUGUGUAUAACAGAGCAAAUUCAGGGGCAGGGUUCCAAAUGGUGGUUUCAUAAAACUGGUCAGUUUCUCUUGCAGGCAGUUCACACAUGCAUGCCCUGUUGAUUCCUGUACCAUCAGGUGGUUAAUUGCAUGUGUGAAUGUGUAAUCGUGGACAGAUGCUGAAGGUGGAACUUUAAAAGUGCCUUGCAAUAGUAUUGUCAAGCACACCAUUUUCAAAAGAGUCAGUUCAAACACUGAGCAGGAAGAAAUCAAGUCUUGCAUGAUUCCUCAUGUAAAUAAUAUGGGCCUUAUCCACUAGGAAAUGUCUUCUAUCCUUUCUAUACCCCGCUUGCAUUUUGCCCCCCUCAUUUUGAUUGAGGGUCUUGGAAAAGGCAGAGGGGCUGUGCUCUGGUUGCAUAUGUUUGAGGGAAAACUAAAAAAGAAAAGCUGUACUUAAUUAAAGCGAAAUUGACAUAGGUUGGAACAGGACCGGAUCUUGAAUCAAGAAUCUUUGGGGCAUUUCAAGAGAACGUGUGCAUGUGACCCCUACCCCAAUCCUGCCAGUCUAUUCUCUUGUGUUUUGAUGAUGGGAAGUAGAAUGUGUAAAGAGACACAACCAAAAUGUAUUUGAGGUGAUGCAGAAACGCAUUCCCAGGCAUUGUAUCAGAAAGAGUCAAUUCACAAAUGCUCCUCUUGCUCAACUGAAGUUGCAGCCUUGCUUGAUGAACCUUCCUUAUGAGGGAGGUGAGGGCGGCAGUGGAGGUUUCCCUUCUGGCCCCAAAGAAUGCAAGAGACGUACAUUUUGUUGCAGCUUUGUUUUUAUUUCAACAGUUGGACAUAUCCUGCCUGGUGCUCUCCAGAUGUUUUGGGCUACGAGUCCCAUCAGCCUCUGUGCUGGUUGGGGCUGAUGGGAGUUGUAGUCCAAAACAUCUGGAAGGUGUCAGGUUGGAGAAAUCUAUAGGAUAAAUAGCAUGCCUUUAACUUGGGUGAAAGCCAAAGGUAUACAGGCGUAAACUACGCUGGCAAGUGCUCCAUUCCCAUGUUCUCAUGGAACAUGCUUCCAACUUUUGCAUAAUUCAACACAAGAAUCUAAAGGGAGAAUCUUCAUCUUCAGCCACUUGUUUGUUUGGCUCCAAUGAUGAUGUCUCUUAAGUGCAUGUUUUUUCAUGAUAACUGGAAUUGCCACAUGUACCCUAAUAUUUGGGUUUAGUGAGAGCAAGGCUGCUUCUGAAAGCCAGUUCUGGAGUGAGGAUUCCUGCUAACCUUAAGCCAUUCCCUGGCUGCUUAAGAGGGAUCUAUCUUGCAGCGCUGGAAUAGUCAGAUGGAACUAAAGGCUAUUUGAUGGGACACGGGUGGCACUGUGGCCUAAACCUCUGAGCCUCUUGGGCUUGCUGAUCAGAAGGUUGGCAGUUCGAAUCCCCGUAACGGGGUGAGCUCCAGUUGCUCUGUCCCAGCUCCUGCCAACCUAGCAGUUCAAAAGCACACCAGUGCAAGUAGAUACCGUAUUUUUUGCUCUAUAAGACUCACUUUUUCCCUCCUAAAAAGUAAGGGGAAAUGUGUGUGUGUCUUAUGGAGCAAAUGCAGGCUGCACAGCUAUCCCAGAAGCCAGAACAGGAAGAGGGAUUGCUGCUUUCACUGCGCAGCGAUCCCUCUUGCUGUUCUGGCUUCUGAGAUUCAGAAUAUAUUUUUUCUUGUUUUCCUCCUCCAAAAACUUGUGGUCUGGUGCAUCUUAUAGAGCGAAAAAUACGGUAAAUAGGUACCACUCUGGCGGGAAGGUACACAGCAUUUCUGUGCGCUCUGGUUUCCAUCAUGGUGUUCCGUUGUGCCAGAAGCGGUUUAGUCAUGCUGGCCACAUGACCUGGAAAGCUGUCUGUGGACAAACGCCGGCUCCCUCGGCCUAAAUGUGAGAUGAGUGCCGCACCUCAUAGUUGCCUUUGACUGGACUUCACCGUCCAGGAGUCCUUUACCUUUAGCUUUAAAGGCUGUUUGGUACACUAGCACAGUAACUAACUAAGAUGUGCCCUCAAGGUGUACCAUACCUACUUUUUACAGUGCUAGGUGUUGAUGUGCUCUGAAAUUGUGCUGCAGCUUCUAACUGUCUGACCUGGAUACGGACACAGUAUGUGGUGUCCUUCAGGGGCCCCUGUGGCUUUAGCUGUCUUCCGAAGUGAGUGUGAUUAAGGUCACUUGAAGCCACAUUUGGGUUGUUUUCUUUCAACUUUAGUAAAGCAAAAGCAGAGAAGUGUCACAUAAUCUCUGCAGGCAGUUGUAGCCCAAGGCAAAACACUGUGUACACCAACCAACCCCAGGCCAGCAUUAUCAGUUGAUUUGUAGAUUAGACUGUUGCAAAAGCCUCAUUCAGUUUAUUUGCCCAGCCCUGUCACUACUCUGUGUUGAAAGCUGUGAAUCGGUCCCAGACAUAUCUGUGCAGGUCCAAGGGCCAAGAGUUCAGAGUGAAUUUAAAUCAAAGGAUUUGCACGAAAAGGGCUUCCCUCACUUGCGGGGGGACUGGAAGUUCCCCAGGAAAACAGUAGCUGAGGCCAGAGGACAAGACAUCCUAUUUCUUUUUUUUCCUGGCAAAAAUGAGAGGAGGGAGUCAAAAUUAGCAUCGUACUAAUGAGACCAGAAAUAGCAAUUUGGUUUAAGUUUCACAAUAGGAUUGUUUAUUUUCAUUAAAAGCUAAAAGAGGCACAAUGGUUGGCAAAUAACAUCUGGAUAAAAUGUCGGCUGAAAGCGAGCGAUGGAUCAAAGCGCCCAGAAGUUUCUGCUGAGCGUUCCUGCAUGGGAAGCGGAACCACCACAUUUUAAUGAACAUCUUGAGAGACCAGGGGGCCGAAUCAGCUGAGCUGUUCAGCGAACUUGAGUGUAGCAGGCGAGGCCCAGGCGUUGUUAACUAACUUUUUGGGAAGCAGAGACUGGCAUAGUCUGGACUUCAUAAGUCCUAAACCCUGUUUUGCUGCUGAACUGCUUCCCCCCUUUUCUUGUUCAGAUUGUUUUUAUUAAAUAUUUUAUUGGGUUGCAAAAGUCUCUGUUUUCCAUUCAUAGAAUCCUUUCUACAGAUCAGUUAUAUUUGAUGUGAGACAGUACAGUCGUACCUUGGUUGCUGAACGCCUUUGCUCCCAAAAGCUGCAAACCCGGAAGUGAGUGUUCCGAUUUGCGAACAUUCUUUGGAACCCGAACGUCUGAUGUGGGUUCUGAUUGGCUGCAGGAACUUCCUGCAGCCAAUCAGAAGCUGCAUCUUGGUUUCCGAACAUUUUGGAAGUCGAACAGACUUCCGGAAUAGAUUCCGUCUGACUUCCAAGGUACGACUGUAUAAUGUUAUACAUGGUUUAAGGUUGGGGAAGAAGAGAGGAGGGGGAGUGAGAGCUGCAGUAUCAUACUCCCAGCCAUGGCCUAGGGCUGGUGGGGGUUGCAUUCCAAAACAGCUGAAAGCACCAUGCUGGGAAAGGCUGCACUACUGCCUUGGAAACUGGAUUAUUUAUUUUACAAGCUUUAUAUGCUGCUUUAUUGUAAUACAGCUUUACAGCGGUUUACAAAACCAAUAAAACUAUCAGUAAAAAACAAUGAAAAACAACUAUUUAAAGCACUGAUUUUUUUUUAAAAAAAUCAACGACAAACUAAAAACCAGAUUAAAACACACAUCAACCUUCUAUAUGUCUGGAUACCUGAACAGAAAAUGUUUGGGACAGGUGCCAAAAAGAGUAUGGUGAAUAUACCUGCCUCAUGUCAAGAGGCCGGGAGUUCCAGAGUGCUGCCACACUAAAAGAUUGAGUUCUUACAACUGCAGAACAGGUAUUGUGGGGCACCUGUAGUAGUGCCACUUCCGUGGAUCAAAGUGGUCAAGUGGGCAUAUAUGGGGUAAGAUGAGAACAAUACACCUGUUAAUACACUGUCAGGGUCUCGCUCCUGUUGCCAAUUGUGUCGCAACAUCCUGCACUAACUGCAGCUUCCAGAUCAGGCUCAAGGGAAGCCCCACAUAGAGUGCAUUGCAGUAGCCCAGUCUUGAGGCUUGAAUGCUCCCAGUCGAGGGACAGUCACAGCUGCUGUACCAGUUUCUGCUGGUAGAAGCUGCUUCUGCGUUCUAACCACUGAGGCUUCCUGGGCCUCCAGAGACAGAGCAGCAUUCAGAAGCAUCUCCAGAAUGCGAACCUGCCCUUUCCAGGGUAGGAACUUGACUAGUUUUCUGACAUGGGAACCACUCACCCACAGUGGCCUCUGUGUUGCCAGGAUUCAAGCUCAGCUUGUCACGGCUCUCCCAGCUCAGUUGUUAUCGAGCUGACUGCCAUCAACGUACUGAUGGCACCUCUCCCCAAAACUUCUAAUGGCUGCUGUUCCCAGCAGCUUCUUGUAGAUAUUGACUGGCAUUGGAGCUAAGAGAGUGCCCUGUGGCACUUCGUCACACCUCUUCCUUGUCCUGGCUAGGAAUCCUGAAGCCUGCAAAGGCUGUCCUCUGUAGUACAUUGAGCCCACCAGUUAAUCUGACCUUGGUCUGUUGCAGGUUUGUGUGUUUCACCCUGGCAAUAUCGAUUCACACUGGGGCGCUGACAAGCUUUUGUUACAGCAGAGCAGAAUGAGAGGUUGAAGCAGAGCUUGUUCUGCAAAAGCUCCUGUAGACAUAAUGUUGCUUAAGACAUAAUGCCCACCUCCAGGAAGAAGCGUCAUCUAUGGACUACAGUCAUACCUCUUGUUACGUUAGGUUCAGGUUACGUUCUUUCAGGAUACGUCCUGCGGCGACCCGGAAGUAAUGGAACGGGUUACUUCCAGGUUUUGCCGCUCGCGCAUGCGCAAACGCUCAAAAUGCUGUCACACGCAUGCGCAGAAGUGGCAAAUCGCGACCCGCACAUGCGCAGAUGCGGGUUGCAUUCUGCUCAGGUUGUGAACAGAGCUCUGGAAUGGAUCCCAUUCGCAACCAGAGGUAUCACUGUACAUGGACUUCACUUAGACUACGGAACUCGCUCCCACAGGAGGCAGUGUCGGCCCCCAAACUAGAUGGCUUUAAAAGAGGAUUAGACAAAUCCAUGGAAGAGGAGAAGGUUGGCUAUUCUGUGUCUCCAGAAAACCAGUCGCUGGAAACCGCAGGAGGUGCUCAGAUCCCGCUUGAAGCAUCUGGUUGGCCACUGUGGGAACAGGAUGCUGGACUAGACGGGCCAUGUUGGCCUGAUCCAGCAGGCUCUUUUGUAGUGGUGUUGGAAUACAAAAUCACACACAAGGGCACAGUUCUCUUUAGUAACUUGUCUAUAAUUCUGGACCCUUGUGUGGUGUUAUCCUCUUGGAAUGAAGUAACUUCUUUGGAGAGAGGAACAUUCCUGAAGUCUUCCCAGUUGUGAAAACUGCAGUCAGCGCCUUGAAAUGUUUUUGAGGUGUGUAUUAGCUUGGGAAGAUAUUUGAAACAGGACCUUGUUCGGAAGGCUGUCUGUUACCUGCUGCUCAGAGCAUUCUUCAGUACAAAAGCAUCAUUUUUGUGCUCUAUGGUUCUUUGUAAACCUUGCUGAAAAGUAUGCUGUGGCAAUGAUACUUGUCCACUGUAUUGUAAUCUUCCAGUUGUGUGUCUCUCAGCGCUUUGUGCUUUGUGCUUUUGGGCCUGGACCUGGGAGAACAGGGUCCCAAUCCCCAGUCCACCAUGGCGAUCGCUGCGUCACCUGGGGCCAGUCACAGCCUCUCAGCCUAACCUCCUUUGCAGGGUUGCUGUGAAGAUAAAAAUGAGGAGAAGGAGAACCACUUUGAGCAGGCCACUUCAAGCUCUUUGGAUGAAAGAACGUGAAAUAUUCAUCUACUAGCUAUUUUUUUAAAAAAAACACCUUUGAUACUACAGAUAGCACCAAACAAGGUGGGCAAGUGAUCUUUAUCACCCUUGAACCACCUUUUUAUUCAGGUCUGGAUUUUCCUUUUUCAGAAUAGUAUUUGAGGAGCAGAGUCUGUUAAUGACCAGGAACACUUUCAGUGUUGCCUCGAGAGAUGCUUAGAUGAACAUGGAACGAUUCCUGAAUGCAUUAGCUGAAUGUCUGGUUUGUUUUUUAUGAAUGGCGUCUCUAAUUGUCCGUGUGUGCUGAUGAUCUCUUUGGCUUUUAAUGAGGCCAGCCUAACUGCACGAGGAACCCCACUGGCUGCUUGGGGGGCAGAGGUAUUUUUAGGGGGUGCCACUGAUCAUAGCAAGCUGCCUUAUCCACCUCACUAUUGUCCAAACUGACUGGCUGUGGCUCAGCAGGGCUUCUGGCUGGAGUCUCUGUCAGCCCACCUGGAGAUGCCAGGAAUUGAACCUUCUGCAUGCCAAGCAGGUGUACUGAGCUACAGCCCUUCCCCACAUGAAGUAACACAUAGCCCUAGGACACAUGUCCCAGAAUUUCCAGCUGUAUUUCCAGCAUAUACUUGGGGCAACAAGUUAUCUCAGAGUCGCUGGAUUUAAUUGUUUGUUCAUUUGAUCUCCUAAAAUAUCCAUAUGAAAGUUCUGAGAACAGCAAAACGGGCAAGGGGGAAAAUGGAGCAAUUGAAAAUUGUUGUUAGAUUCCUUUUUUAAGGUUUCUAGAGCAGUGUUUGCUUGCAGCUGAGGUUUUGUAUACAGUGGUACCUUGGUUGUCAAACUUAAUCCGUUCCAGGAGUCUGUUUGACUCCCAGAACGGUUUGGAAACCAAGGCACGGCUUCCGAUUGGCUGCAGGAGCUUCCUGCACUCAAUCAGAAGCCGCGGAAGUCGCAUUGGAUGUUCGGGUUCCAAAAAACGUUCGCAAACUGGAACACUCACUUCCAGGUUUGCAGCGUUCAGGAGCCAAAACAUCUGAGUACCAAUACAUUUGAUAACCAAGGUACAACUGUAUUUUGAAGAACAAGCAGUGAGUCUCUUUUAAUUUACAUUUCCCUUAAUUGAAUUUAUACCCACUGCUGCCUUUUACCCAAGCACACAGUUUACACACAACUUUCUAGCUAAAAUCAGGGCUGAUUACAGUAUUGUGGGUUUCCAAACUGUGGCCUGCUUUGCUGUAUGGAAGGGUUGUGACAUGUUUGUGUGAGAAUUUCCUAGGAGAAGGAGGCUGAAAUCCUGUUGCAUUGCUACAUUUCCCUCUUGCUCGCUUUUCUGUUCCCAGCCGAUCCAGGGAGAGGAGCAGCUCCACCCUCCACUGCUGGGUUUCUCUUGGCACACAAUGCUCUCUCAUGCCACCGAAACUUGUCAGUUUUGCUAGUUGAGUAAAGAGACUUUCAGGUGCAUUGGGGAGCUUAAGAUGCCAACUGGCCAUGUGUGAAGUGGGAAGGCACAGCCAGUUCCUUACAGAUUGCAGCUUCUCUUGAACUGCAUUUCUCCCUUGGUAGGCAGUAUUAUUAUAAUAUAAAACCAUCUGUUAUAUCUGUUUAUUAUAUAUACAGGGCAGCUUCCCCUUACAUGUAGCUGAAGACCCCUAGAGAACAGCCACUCCCAUCAACCUCAGCCACAACGGCUGACGGGGGCUGCAGUCCCAGACACCCAGCGGGCACUGAGGUGGUGGGAGAGAUUGUGAGCCCCACCAUCUGCAGGUGAAUGGGAUGUAGCCCAGGGGUUCCCAAAGCGACUGAUCCCUCCCACUGGGGGGCAGUGGGGUUACCUAGGGGGGCACUGAGAGGCAAGGGGAUGCAGGGGGCACUGGAGAUGUGAAUGACUAUUAGACUUUGAAAAGUUGAUAUCGCUGGAUCAAGUUCAUCAGCUUUGUUGCAUUAAUUAAACUAAACAGGUUUAAUUGGGGUUUGAAUAGAUGUUGAAUUGUUGCUAUCUUGAAUGUUAUUGUGUUAUUAUAUUCCUUAGUGGGUCAUGCAGUCCUGGCCAGGCUAGACUAGGCAGCACUGGGGAUGAGUUUAUGGGGCAGUGGCCCCAAUAAGUUUGGGAACCACUGAUAUAGCCAUUCUUAAACUUUUGCAGUGACUUUGCCUCCCAAAGUUUCCCUUCAUCAUUCCUUUGCUGUCUGUCUAGCCAUCUGACUUGAGAAUAUAAUAUACAUCUAGUUGAACCCUCUGCCUUCUUGGUGGUGGUCUCAUGGCGGGAUAUUUGGGUGCAUCUUGGUCUUCUGAAUAGUCUAACCAGGAUUUGGGUCCCAUGGCAAAACAUGGAGAUCUCGCAGUGGGAAAAACAAACCAUCUGCAGUGGUACCUUCAGUUACAGACGCUUCAGGUUACAGACUCUGCUAACUCAGAAAUAGUACCUCGAGUUAAGAACUUUGCUUCAGGAUGAGAACAGAAAUCGCGGUGAGGCGGCAGCGGGAGGCCCCAUUAGCUAAAGUGGUACCUAGGAUUAAGAACAGUUUCAGGUUAAGAACGGACCUCCAGAACAAAUUAAGUUCUUAACCUGAGGUACCACUGUAGUGACUUUACUCUUUUGUUUCCCUCUGGGAGGCUGGAGUCUUUUUGGGGGUGGGGGCGGGUGGAGGUGACUUUGAGAAGCUCACCUUGGCUGUGGCAUACUUUUGGGAUAUGCUACCAGACUGUCCAUCUUUCCAUCCCUGUGGGAACCCCAGGUAAUGUUCAGAAAGGCUGCUGGUAUAGUUUUGUAGAAAGAGGAUGAACUGGAGAAGACCCCUUCCCCCCAAUUCACACCUCCCUUCUAUCACCAAUUCACUUGCUAGCCGGCUCCUCACUCAGUUUAGUAGGAGGCUCAAGCUGAACUACCUUAAAAGGCUCCUUUUUGGUUCUUAGGCUGGUAUGGUGAUCACAUUGCUGUUGCAGACCAUCUCUGAUCAGGCUAUGGCCCUGUAGUGCCCUCUUCUCCCACUAGGUGCCCUCCAGAUGUUUUGGACUUCAGCUUCCACCAGCCCCUGCCGACAAGACCAUGCAAUGCUCACACUGUUGGGAGCCCAACUGGGGCUGGAGGGAGUUGUAGUACAAAACAUCUGGAGGGUACCUGGUUGGCUCUCAUAUAUUCAUGCAGAAGGUUCACACUGUAGGCCACACACUGGCUUCAGAACAUUCUGGACUUCAUAGUUCAGCUUCUCUCUGCCACUCGCAUCAACAAAACCAGAAUGACCGUAUACUACUCCUGAAGCAGAAAAUUGUGCUGCCUUGAGGGGGAAAAAAGAGGAACACACUGUAUUGUUCAUGGCUCAUUUUUUGCCUCCCAAAAUUGCUUGAGCAAAGCCCAGUGGUUUUUUCCCCAGGGCAAGGGCUGGGGGUGGGGGUGGCACGUAUACACACACCCUCUUCCGAAGAACUUGGGAAGGCCCUCUUUUCUUUCAGCUGCAAAUGUUUUGCCUUUACAUCACACAGAAUCGCUUUGCAUUGACUUGGUCUGCGCCUACUCAUUGUGUGUGACUUUGCAAAUUGCUUGAACAAUUGCUCAGUGCUGUGCUUGUUUUGUAGAACUGUGGUCGUAUGGCACAGUCAUGUGGGUCCUCGACUAAAAAGACGGACCCUUGAAUUUUUUGAGAGAGGAAGGUGUGUUGGUGCCCUUUCCCCUUUAGGCAGAAUCCCCAGGGUUUGGUCCCAUUCCUAUACCUAACUGUGGAGCUCUCUCCCACGGGUGGCAGUCAUGGUCGCCAUUGGACAAAGACAUGUAGGAGAGGAAUAGUGAUGGUUACUAGCCAUGAUGACUAGCUGGUGGGAACCACAGGAGGGGAGAGGUCUCGAAUCCUGCUUGUGGAUUUCUCACAAGCAUCUGGUCAGCCACGGUGAGAAAAGGAUGCAUUGGCCUGAUGCAGCGGGCUCUUUGUAUGUUCUUGUGUUCAUUCCCCUGUCCCACCCACCAGCCCUUCUUGGUCCUCUCCACAGGAGAGGUCUUCAAGAGGCUCCUUUUGCCAAGGCAUGAAGUCACCAUCUGUGCUGUUAUGCCAGCAUUACAAGACAACUGGGACAUGGUAUUAGCACACUGACGUACGUUACUGUAAUAGCAGCUCCUAACGUUGCGUAGCUCUGCUCAUCUUGUGCAAUUCUAAGGGAGGGCAGAAUUUUCUCAUGGGCCUGAAUUCUGCAGCUAGAAGAUCAGAGCCCUUUCAGAUAAAGCAAAUGCUUCCAAGUGUUUGUUGCAGCGACGGGCUUGAAAGUGGCCGGCUGGAGGCAGAGGGGUGGGCCGGCAUGAGUGCCAGUCCACGUGAGCAGGAUGUGUGUUUGUUCCAGGGUCCUGCUGCCUCCAUCACACUACAUACAUAGGAUAGAGUUGCAUGACAAUAAACUUGGUUUAUUUAUUUAUUGCAUUUAUUUCCCACCUUUAUUUUCAAGGAGCUCAAGGGGCAGCAUACAUGCUUCCCACCCUCCUCAUUUAUUCCGCACAACAACCGUGUAGGGCAGGUUAGGCUGAGAGGCAGCAACUAUCCUAAGUGAGCUUUAUGACUGAGUGGGGAUUGGAACCCUUUCCUCUCCCAAGUCCUAGUCCGACACUCUAACCACUGUACCACACUGCAUAUUUCAUUACAACGGGGACAAUUUGCUCACUGUGAUUGUGAGAUACCUCUCUGUUCGCCAGAGACCUUGGCGUGUCUGGUUUCAGAAUUGGAAUCUUGUCAACAUGGUGUGCGCACAGCCCAGUUUGUGAGAGGUAGCCUAACAGUGUGGUGCAAAGUGACUUUGUGCAACCAAAACAGGCAGCACAGGAGCAUCUCAGGGAUGCCAUCCUUGUUGGGUUUGAUGCCCUGCAAACAUAACUUGCUGGGGCAGAUGCAGACUUCUCAUGGUACAGGGCAGCUUUUUUUAAAAAAAUAAUAUUUUAUUAGUUGAAUAUAAGAACAACAUAUAAUCAAGUACAAGCAAUCAAAUACAGUUUUCCCCUAACCCCCCCCCAAACAGCCCCAACUACGUCCAGAUAAUUACAUUAGUAAUAUAGCCAAAUAAAAAAUUAUUUCUAGAGUUGCUGGUUUAAGAAAUAUCAUUCCACAUGCUCCUGUGUGUCUUAGGUGGUUUAAAUGCAAGUUCUUUCUUUGAUGUGAAUGUAAUAAUGGAGGACCACAUUAUGUAAAAGUUAUGUACCAUAUUUUUUGCUCUAUAAGACUCACUUUUUCCCUCCUAAAAAGUAAGGGGACAUGUGUGUGCGUCUUAUGGAGCGAAUGCAGGCUGCGCAGCUAUCCCAGAAGCCAGAACAGCAAGAGGGAUUGCUGCUUUCACUGCACAGUGAUCCCUCUUGCUGUUUUGGUUUCUGAGAUUCAGAAUAUUUUUUUUCUUGUUUUCCUCCUCCCAAAACUAGGUGCGUCUUGUGGUCUGGUGUGUCUUAUAGAGCGAAAAAUACGGUAGUUUCUCAAGUUGUUUUCUUUCACGUAUCCUUUCUGUUAACUUUGCCAUCAAAAUGAAUUCCCAGACAUAAGUAUUGGCAGCUUUUGCAAAAGACUCUUUUCCUGCUCUUAAAGAAUCCUGAAUGGUAAGGGAGGGUUUUCUGUUCGGAUUUUUGUUGUUGUCUGGGACAGAAACGUUGGUGGGAUCACCUUUGCUGUCUUGCUUUGUGCCGUUUCCAUUUUUGGAACAGCUGCCGUGAACUUCCUCUGAAUCAAGCUGGGAAACGAAGUUUUCUCUCCUUCCAGGAGCGCUCCUCCUCCUUUGUGGUCCUGCCGGGUCUCCUUCCAGGCAGGCAGACCUCUGUUGUGGUUGCACUUCCUUGCUUCUGCUUCCAAUUACGUCCCCUUGUAUGUGGCUGUGAUUGGGGAGCUGGGGUGCAAACAUCUUCCCUGCUGCUGCUCGCUGCUCAAUGCUUUGUUGUGCUGCUAUUGCCUGUUUUGCUAUUGCUUGUUUUGUCUUGGAAGCGCCAUGUAAUUCAGUAGAACAAAGUGUGUGUGUGCGCGCGCACAUUUGCGUUUGCACAGUUCUCAAUAUGCUGUAGGAAUAACUGCCUUGAGUUAGAGAAAUUUUGGUGAAAUCACAGUCGUGGAGACAGAGAGAAAUUUGGAAGGAAGGGGGGGUUGAAAUUGGGAAUUGUCCUAAUGAGAAGCCUCUUCCGGAGGAGAUUUAAAUAUGCCAAAGUAAGAAAAAAGAAUGGGUAACUGUCUGGGAAAUGGUUUUUAUUUAGGGGCCAGCGAUUGUAAAUAAAUCAGGACAUCAGCAGACAUGGAUUAAAAACGCUUGCAAAAAGCAACAAUAAGGAUAAUUUUAAAAGGGGAAAGUCUGUAAGCAGAGAUGUGUAAUGCAUAAAACAGUUUAAAUAUUUAAAAUAUCUGUGCAGUGUAUCAGAAAUUUAAUUGUUUAGUAGUUGGAAAAUUGGGUAAAAAGAUUUGGAAUGUAAGAUGAUUUGGUUUAUUUAAAGAACCAGAAGAGGGGGUGGAGGGAAGUCUGGGGAUUUGGGGUGUGUGUGUGUUUUAUUUUUGGUUAUUUUUUAAUGUUGAUGAGAAAUGUGCAGGGUAAUAUGGUAUUGAUACAACAUGGCAUAUACAGUAUUGGAUUUUUAUAAUUGAAAACUAAUAAAAAUUAUUUAACAACAAAAAAAGGAAUAACUGCCUUGGAUCGCCAACCCUUCUCUUCUUUCCGCUCCCUCCAUCACCCCCGUCUGGGUACAGUGGGACUGCAUCUUACGUGGGGGUCUGGGUCCAAGGGUUCCAUGUUUGCACGAAAACCAUGUAUACCAAACCCUUGGAGCUACUUAGUGGGUGAAGGAGAGGGAGAGAGAAUCCCCAGGACUCCCAGGGACUGAGUGCUGAGCUGGCUUUGCCCAGCAAGGCAGAGAAUGAGAAAGCUCUUUCCGCUCCAGGUCUGCUUGGUGGGCAAGGUGUUCUUGGCCCCUCCUCUCUGGAAGGAUGCUCCUGCGAGAUCUCAUAAGAACGCAGAUGCCCCUCAAGAUCUCAGGAGAGCAUCCCAGAGCUGGUGCACUGAGCAAGUCUUGCCCCCACCCUCCCAGUAAGAAGAAGCACUUAAAAACUCCUUCCAUGUUGGGUAGCCCAAGCAGACGCCACACAACGAGAGCUUUUAAGCUCUUGCCCUUGCUUGGAUUUUUUUUAAAAAUAAUUUUUUAUUAGUUUUUUUAACAUGCCAUUUUCAACAGUAAUUAAACAUAUUUUAACAUCUUAUUCAAUAUUUGGACUUCCAUCAGUCCAGUCUGAAAAUUUUCCAAUCUAAUCUCUUAGUAUACAUUUCUUAUUCCCUGUUACAUUUAAAAUUCAUAACCAAUAUCUCUAUUCUUUAGCUACUUUGUAGCACUUCAUAUAUUUCUUCCUACACAACUUCUUGUAGUCCUACUAGCGUAAUUUGUUGAUUACAAUUGCUAUUCAAAUAGUUCAUAUACUUCUUCCAAUCUUCUGUAAAUCUCUGUUCCUGCAGGUUUCGAAUCCUUCCUGUCAUUUUGUCCAAUUCUGCAUAGUCCAUUAUUUUCGUCUGCCAUUCUUCUUUCAUUGGAAUUUCUUCUUGCUUCCAUUUCUGGGCUAACAAUACUCUUGCCGCUGUUGUUGCGUAUAAAAACAAUUUGACAUCUUGCCUAUUAAUAUCCUGACCUAUAAUACCAAGUAGAAAUGCUUCUGGUUUUUUAAAAAAUGUAUAUUUCAACAUCUUUUUCAUCUCAUUAUAUAUCAUUUCCCAGAAGUUCUUUAUUUUCUUACAUUCCCACAUUGCAGGGGGCUGGACUAAAUGGCUCUUGGGACCCCUUACAACUCUAAUUCUUUGUGGUCAAAUUUGUGACUGUUAAAUGGGCAUAAAUUGUGACCAUACUGUACUUCACUGUGGAAUCUUCUGCAAGAGGCUUGAUUGAGAGCCCAAAGUGCUGCCUUCUCCACCGCUGCUCAGUUCCGAAGGCCCAAUCCUUCAUUCUUGACAAAGUGACUGCAGGCUGGUCAGACAGGAAUCGGGCAGCUUCUGAACUCUGAGGGUGCCAUGAUUUUGAAGGGGAUGUAGAAAGCAACCUAGAGUCGGACCACUUGCUCAUCUGUCUGAGACCCUGGGUGAAGAGCAGAGGGCCACGACUUAAGCAGUUCUGUUCCAUGAAUAUGAGGCGCUUGUGUUUGUUUUGUGGAAGCUGACAUUGCCUGUCUCUGGUUGUGAGUGUGUCCUGUCAGCUUGGGGAGUCUUCCUGCACUGCGACUAUUUGAUGAUUAAGAGGAGAAGUCGGAGUGUGAACUCAAGGUGGGGGGUAGGGAGAGAGAUGAAGAAGACUGCAAUGAGACGGCAGCCUGUACCGGUGCUUGCCUUUGCUUCCUUGCAUGGACUCCCAUGUCCCAAGAAGAUUGUCAGAAAAGUCUCCUCAAAACCACCCGUGUCUCUUUCAAGAGCAGAAUUAAGGAAGGGACCUUUAUUCUGGAUUAACCGAACCAGGGUGACUCAUGUGGGCUUUGCCCUGCAUCUGGGUGGACCUGAUCAUUCUGUCUUGGGGCAUGAGAAACAUUCUCUCUUCCUCUCCCUUCUCUGGAAUUCCCAGCCCUGCCUCAGCACCCCUCUUCCCACCCCCCACCCACAAAGGCACACCAGCUUGAAAGCAGCUGCAAGUUAAGCAGAAGGGAGGCCUGGUUAGUGUUUGAACGAGAGCCCCCUUGGAAAUAUGGGGCGCUGUAAUUUUUUCUGUCAGUAGGGAAAGACCUUAGCUCAGGAGCAGAGCUGACUUUGCCUGCAGGAAUUCUCAGGUUCUACCUCCAACAUCUCCAGGGAUGGCUGGGAGAGAGACCCUGAAACCCAGGAGAGAUGCUGCCGGUCCGAGUUGACAGUACUGAGGUGACUGUACUGGUAGCUUCUGAUAUCCCCAACCCUGCACUAAAUAGCAAGGGCGCUUUGUAGUGAUUGCUCCAGGGACUGGGACCACAGUGGCACCUCCAGUUAAAAUAAAACAAAACCAGUAUUUCAACCUUGUUCAGCCUGGUGUCCUUCACUGUUUAGGUAUGUUUGUGUAAUUUAUUGAUUUAUUAUUUUAAUUAUUGAAUUUCUGUUCCAUCCUUCAUCCGACGAUUCCAGUGCAGUUUAUAACAUAAAAACACAAAAAUGCAUACCAUAAUAACAAACAAAAGCAAUAACCCCCUGCCCGCCACGGUUUAAAAGCCCAUGGAUUGUUUAAUUAGGCCAAUACCUGGGAGAAGGGGAAUGCUCUUGCCUGGCACCUGAAGAUAUGUAAUGAAGGCGCCAGGCACACAUACUACGUACAUUCAUACUACAACUCCCAUCAUCCCUGUGCAUUGGCUGGGACCAGUGGGCACUGUAGUCUAAACCAGCUAGAGGGCAAGCAGGCUGGGGAAGGCUGCAGGGACUCAGUCCCAAAUGCUGGUCCAGCGCUCUGACUGGCAGCUCCUUAGAUAUACAUGCAUUAAAAUAAAGAUUCCCUUCCCUGCCCCCCCCACGAGGGGGGUCACUAAGACCAGCUGUGUGUGAAAGCCAGUUUUUGUAGUUCAGUGUUUUGAGAAUCCAUCGGAAGCCCUUGCCAGGCAUUCCUGUGCCUUCUGACUCCCCCAAGAACUCUUCCUUUGAACCGCGUGGGCCCAUCGGUCUUUUAAUAACUCAGAAUUCCCAGCUGAGCUAAUGAGUUCUCUCUCUGUGUUUUUUGUGGGUGCUGAACCCCGGCUGAGCUGGAGAGGUGCUUCUUCUGUGGGGCAGGGGGAAUGCCACGAUCUCUGCCCCAGUUUGAAUCAUGGUGGGCACCAAUCCCAAGGAUGAGGUCGGUGAAAGCGCUUCCAAAUCUUUUCCCAUCACGCCCGGUGAUGCUGUUGGCAUAUUUAUGGGUCGCUGUUUGGCUCGGCCAAGAGCUGCCUUGGUCGGGAUCUGAGCCAGUGUCCUCGCUGGUGCCGUUCUGAGCCAGUCCAGGGAUUGGGUUGGCCCCCAACUCCUCUUCCUUCCCAGCUGGCACCUCCAGCAAAAUCAAAGGAACAAUGUGAAGCAAAUGCUCUUCCCCACCCCACUUGCUAGUGAAAGUUCCUGUGUCCACUUCUGCCUGUGGUUCUGCCCACCUAACAGACGGAAUUUGUUGCCUGGUAUACGCUUUUUGGCAAGCACUUUCCCGUAAUGUAAUGAAGUUGGUCCAGUAUGUUAUUUCCACUAAUGCCCAAUUUUGUAUGCCUUUCCCUUACCAUACAGUACAUAUUUUAAUGCAUUUUUUAGUUGGAGAAUUGCACUGCAAAAUUUGGCUGUAUGAAUUUUGAAAGAGAGCUGCAUUUCAGUUGCAUUUGCAAAUUUGGUGCAUAUUAAAAUGCAAACAGAACAAAUUUCUCCCCCAAUCCUACUUCCAUCCCAUGCAGUCGUCCUCAUCAGGGACACUAUCAGAUGAGGUUUCUUUGCUCCUGAAACCCAUCAAGUUACUCUUUAAAAAACAAAACAAAAAACACUUUUAUUUUUUCUUUGUAUAAUCUUCAACUGCUGCAAAGGGCAGUUAAAAUCAAGUCCCAUUUUAUUAGUUAAAAAGUGACUCCUGAAUCUGAGAAGGAUGAAGACCGGAUUAAAGUCUGAAUAGUUCUGACUUUAGUUGCUCUCUCCCCCCCCCCCCGCCCCCGCAUGUGCUCUUGCCAAGAAAUCCAUUCAUUUUUGUUAAUUUGAUUACGAAGUAGCUGAUUGCAAGAUCCACUCUUUGGCCUUUGAUCAUGUGCAGAAGGGGGAACAUAGUUUGAGCCAUGCAGCCCAGUCUUCUGUACGUUCACUUGGAAGUAAAUAUAUUGGAAGUAAGCAUGGCAUGCAGGCCUUGAAUCACAACCCUAAACUCUCACCCUUGCUGGGUUGCAUCAGAGUGUUUUGGGUGUUGACUUUGGGUUGCAGAUGUACCUGAAUAAUAAGGGGGGGGGGGUUGACACAAUAUGAAAAUGCUUGUCACGGUGGGAUUUUCAGUAGCCGGAGCUUCUAAAGUAAACUCUUGACGCUCUCAAAUGAUCCCUGUUUUUAAAGCUGGCUAUUUUUCCUUCUCUAGGUAUUGUAUUAGCUGUGUGCCAGGCCGUGGAGAACACAACGUCCGCCUUGAGUGGUGAGUUCAUUAAGUUGUAAAAUGAAAUACGCUUGAUGCCACCUGCCACUGUUUGCCUUCCCGUGUGGCUGGGUGUCAGUCAAAAAGCACGUGUCAAACGCUUCUCUGUGGUCUUGGUUCUUUGGUCUCUUGAGCUCCUCUUGGGCUAUAAAUGCAAUAAAUAACAAACCAGUAAGAGUCCCUCUAUGGGAAGCAGUUGGCACUGUGGUCUAAACUAGUGUUUUUCAACCUUUUUUGGGCAAAGGCACACUUGUUUCGUGAAAAAAAUCACGAGGCACACCACCAUUAGAAAAUGUUAAAAAAUUUAACUCUGUGCCUAUAUUGACUAUAUAUAAAGUAAUUCUCUUGAAUAGGAAUCAAAUAAACACAAAGAAAAUAUUUUAUAAUUACUUUAUUAUGAAAUAGUAAGUAAACAGAAAUAUGAAAAAUUAUAAAAUACUUUAUUCAGUGCGCAACCUGGGCCUGUUUGGCUGAACACAAAGCUGAUAUUCUGGCUGGAAUCGAAGAAAGACACACACGUAGCUCUUCGUCAACAGCUCUCACUGUAUUUAGUUUUUAUAGCAAUCAUGCUUGAAAAGCUCAUCUCACACAGAUAUGUAGUGGAAAAUGGGAGCAAUGUCAAAAUAGCUUUGUUUGCCAGAAGGGGGAACUCCUUGGCAGUAUCCAACCAAAAACUGUCCAAAGGUAGAUCAGCAAAUCUUAGCUUGAAACCACGAUUUUGUCUCAGUUCAGUUAGUUCCUCCUGCUCCUGUAAAGUCAUGUCCUUUCCACCAACUGAUGCUGAGCUAUAAGGGUCCCUAACCCAGUCAAGGCAUUCAGUGGAGACUGAAGAGAAAUAAAAUGACAACUUCUCCGAUCCUCCUGGUGACUUGAGUCGCGACAUCUUCUUCUCUCCGCUGCUGCGCACACUGUGCACGGGCGGGAAGGAAGUCGGAAGAUGAUGUCCUACUGUGAUAGGUCCAGGCUGGAGUCUGGACCAAUCACAGCCCGGACAUCAGAAAAGUGGAGGGUGUCCCCCUGAGGAGCGCCAAUCGGCGCCCCUGCUGGCCGAGGGUGGGGUCAAAAACCCCACCCCCCCAUACCCAGGACACAGUCCGGCGCCCGCCUAGUGGGCGAAAAUUUGAAUAUAUAUUUUUUAAAUCUUUCGAAUUUUUCAAUUUUUCCCACGGCACACCAGGCAACAUCUCGCGGCACACUAGUGUGCCACGGAACAGUGGUUUAAAAACACUGGUCUAAACCACUGAGCCUAGGGCUUGCCGAUCAGAAGGUCGGCGGUUCAAAUCCCCAUGACGGGGUGAGCUCCCGUUGCUCGGUCCCUGCUCCUGCCAAUCUAGCAGUUCGAAAGUACAUUCAAGUGCAAGUAGAUAAAUAGGUACUGCUCUGGCAGGAAGGUGAACGGCGUUUCCAUGCGCUGCUCUGGUUUCUCCAGAAGCGGCUUAGUCAUGCUGGCCACAUGACCUGGAAGCUGUACGCCGGCUCCCUCGGCCAAUAAAGCGAGAUGAGCGCUGCAACCCCAGAGUCGUCCGCGACUGGACCUAACAGUCAGGGGUCCCUUUACCUUUACGAGUUCCUCUUGGUCCAAGGCUGCAAUCUGCCUUGUGUGUGAAAGCUUGGAUUUGGGCUGCUGUUCACUCCUGCAGGGUGACUGUUUAAGUGACAGCCCCUCUCCCAGCUCAACACUCUAACCACUGCAACGCAUUGCCUCUGCCCUGUGGUGGCUGCCUGCUGGCACAGAUUCCUCCAGCUUGUCUGCAGGCUCACUCUUAAUUCCCCUGAUCCUUGCAAACAAAUAAAUAAAUACAAAUACUUCCAUUUGGAGGUCUCCCCCUCUCCAGCAGUCAACAUGGGAACUUUCUUUUGAUUAAUUUCUGAGACUGCAGGAGGUGUGGCUGCCAGGAUCUCUGUGACGGGGGUUUCUCAUUUAAACCACUUUUAGGUCACCUCUUGUUCAGCUGCUCCCAUUUUCAGCUGAUGUAACCAAGGAGAGAGAUUCUCUUAUCUCCAGCAUUGUUAACCUGGUUUUCUGCUGGCAAAAAUGGAAGGAGGUGGUAUCUGGUGGCAGCUCAGUUAAAAAACAAAAACCUUUCCUCAUUCCAGCAGGGCUUGAUAAGAAUGGACUGCACAGCUGCCUAGUUAUAAAAUUAUACUCUUCUGUUUAAGCUUCCUUUUUCUGGUCUCGAGGACAGGUAAUGACGCAGAGCUGGUCCAGCCUUGCAACAUUUUGUUCCUCUUGCAGCAGGGAUCGUAAUACUGGGUUGAAAGGGAUGGGACCUCCCUCCUCAUUUUCAGCAGGAAAAGGAGAGGGAGAAGGGGGGUGCCAAGGGAAUGUAUUUUUGUUCUCCCCUGCCCUGCCCACCCCCACCUGACUCCCAUCAAUCUUUCUCCAGUAGAUAGAUUGAGCUCUCUGGUCUUUCCCCAGUUUAGAAUACGAAGAACUUAGUAAUUUACUUGCUGCAUCAACCCAAAAUGGGUCCCACUGCAUAUCUCUGAGGACCAUGGCGGUGAUGGAUUUCCCAAAUAUUUCAUCCAAUAGUUUUUGUUGUUUUUUUUUUUAAAGUAUGGCUGAUUGAGAAAAGGAGGCAGCCGUUAGGAGUCUUUUUGGGGUGGUCAGCCUCUUGUUCCUGCUCCCCAGUUUUGCCAAAUGUGCUGUUGUCAAAACUGUCUUUAGAAAAUCACCUUCCUUUUGCUCUUCUGCCUAGAUAUGUAUUUUCUCUGUUAGCCUUUAUUCAAGCAGUUGCAUUUUCGUUUCUUGGGUGUAGGUUUGGGGUAUUUCUGUCUGUAGGUUUUUAAAACUUACUAGACAUUUUGCAAAGGAAGGUCUCAGCGCCAGCCUUUCCCCAACCUGGUGCCCUCUAUUGGACUACCGCUCCCAUCAGCCCCAGCUAGCACAGCUGUAUGAUGCUAGAGUUGAUGAGAGUGGAAGCCCAAAUCAUCUAGAGGGCACCAGGUUGGAGAAAGCUGCUCAGUGCUGUGGUACAGAGAGCAUUAAGCAGCUGUAGGCUGGACGCAGAACCAGCUACUCUGUCUCUGGAGCCUCAGCCCUUGGCCUGAUUCCCUUUUAACUUGCAGUGCCCUGGGGUUAAGAGUGGGAUCUGCUUCUGCAAUCCUCUAAUCCACUGGGCUAUUAACCCCGAGCUUUUGUGGUGUACAGAAAUCGCCCUUCCUAUAUAGAUUAAACCUGUGUACAUGGCCAGCCUUGUUCCAAUGAGAUGCUUCCUGGAGCGAAUUAAAUUGGCCCCGGGCUGUUAGGGUGGCUUCCAUGGAGGGAUAUGCAAAGCAUGAGCGGGUCCUGAGAUCAAAGGGCAGCUUAGCUUUACAGGAGGCAGGAUCUCUGCUGAAAUGCUUCUGUCUGUUACUAAUCAGGCGGCAGCCUUCCCUAAUGAUGCUUUGCAGUUGUGGGAGAAGAGGAGGAUGUUCCGCAGCUGUGGAGGCAGAGAGAGGAGUUUGGCGUGAUAAUAACUUCAGUGCUUUACGAGGAAGUCUCCUCGUUGCUGUCCUGGCUGUAUGGGCUUCCAGCACUGUGUGGUGUGUCAUAUGUGGCUGCUUCACACUUUAUGCAUUUUGGAGCCAAAGGAUCUUUCCUUCCUUCCUCCCUUCCUCCCUUCUUCCCUUCCGUGCAGACAAGCCUGAGACGUAUGGGAAUCCUGCACAUGGGUUUCUUGCUCCCUUGAAACCACAACCGGCAGCCUUUAGGGGGAGGCAAUCCUGGGGUCUUUGAAGUGAUGCUGCUGGAGAGGGAAGUUUGCCACGGUAGGCUAGACGGUUCCUCAAACCUCUCCUGGGCGCUGGCAAAACAAAAAUACGUUGGAGUCAGUAAUGCACCAUAAUUGGGCCAAAGCUAAGAACAUAAGAGGAGCUUGCAGGAUCAGGCCAAUGGCCCAUCUAGCUAAGCAUCCUGUUCUCACAGUGGCCAACCAGAUGCCUCUUCUGGGAAGCCCAGGAGCAGGAUCUGAGCCCAAGAGCCCUCUCUCCUCUCCGGUGGCUUCCAGCAACUGGUGUUCAGAAACCAUGGAGGCAGACCAUAGCCACUGUGGCUCAUAACCACCAUUUACCCUCUCCUCCUCCAUGAAUUUGUCUAACCCUCCUUUACAGCCAUCCAAGUUGGUGGCCAUCACUGCCUCCUGUGGGAGCAAAUUCCAUAAUUUACGUGCUGUGUGAAGAAGUCCUUUCUCUUGUCUGUCCUGAAUCUUCCAACAUUCAGGUUCUUUAGAUGUCCAUGAAUUCUAGUGUUAUGAGAGGGAGAAAAACAUUCCUUCAUCCACUUUCUCCAUGCCAUGCAUAAUUUUAUAAACUUCUAUCAUGUUGCCUCUUACUCACCUUUUCUCUGAACUGAAUAGUUCCAAAUUCUGCAACUUUUCCUAAUGGGGGGGAGCCCCUAGAAUAUUUUGGUUCUUCUGAACAUUGUCCAACUCUACAAUAUCCUUUUUGAGAUAAUGUCACCCAGAGCUCUGGUUGCAACAAACACUAAGCCAUGGUUGGUUUGCAUGUCUGUCUGGAUCCUUUCCAGUGGGCUGUGAGUUGUCCGAACCCAACAGCCCUGCUUAACCAUAGUUUGUUUGUCCACACACCAAAUACUCAGCAAGAUGCAGAAUCAUGAGGCAGAAGCAGCUGGAAAACAAACCAAGUUUGGGAGAAACAAGCCGUGGUUUGUUUUCCUUGCCUGUGACACAACUUACAAUUGAACAAACCAUGGUUAGAACAAGCCAUAGUUUAGGAUUGUGUGCAAACACAGAUUCUGUUUCCUCAAGGCACUAAAAACUUCGUGCCAGGAAAACAAAUCCAUAUAAAUUACACAAAUGAAGCAAGUUUGUUUAAAUUUGGGUACCAAAGCCCCUCUCUGUGAUCUUGUUCAGACCCCUUUAAUCCUUGCAACCCUAAGGACUGGAAACAUAUUUUUCCUCCUUAAAUGGAAACUUAUUGUAUUUUUCAGGGACGCGGGUGGCGCUGUGGGUAAAACCUCAGCGCCUAGGACUUGCCGAUCGCAUGGUCGGCGGUUCGAAUCCCCGCGGCGGGGUGCGCUCCCGUCAUCCGGUCCCAGCGCCGGCCAACCUAGCAGUUCGAAAGCACCCCCGGGUGCAAGUAGAUAAAUAGGGACCGCUUACCAGCGGGAAGGUAAACGGCGUUCCGUGUGCUGCGCUGGCUCGCCAGAUGCAGCUUGUCAUGCUGGCCACGUGACCCGGAAGUGUCUGCGGACAGCGCUGGCUGCCGGCCUCUAGAAUGAGAUGAGCGCACAACCCUAGAGUCUGGCAAGACUGGCCCGAACGGGCAGGGGUACCUUUACCUUUACCUUACUGUAUUUUUCGCCCUAUAGGACGCACUUUUCCCCCUCCAAAAAUGAAGGGGAAAUGUGUGUGCGUCCUAUGGGGCGAAUGCAGGCUUUUGCUGAAGCCUGGAGAGCGAGAGGGGUCGGUGCGCACCGGCCCCUCUCACUCUCCAGGCUUCAGGAAGCUAUCCCCCCAGCCCGGCAAGCUCCCAGAGCGAUGCCGAAGCUGCGCCCUGGGACCCAUUCUGGGGGCUGGGGUCGGGGGAAGCCCCGCGCCUGGGGGGGGGGAAAUAAUUUCCCCCCCUUUAUUCCCCCCCCCCAAUCUAGGUGCGUCCUAUGGGCCGGUGCGUCCUAUAGGGCGAAAAAUACGGUAGGUUCUAAGGAAGUGGACUUCUCCACUCAGUGCCACAUUCUGUGUUGUUGUUUUUUUGCACUCCCGCUAUGUUGCAGUGGCGUCAUGGUGUGUGGCGUGUUCUGCUUCUUUGGGACCAUUAGCCUUGCGCUCUGUAUCAAACUUUUUGGCCCUUGGAGAGAGACCACCCCAGGUGUCACUUUGCAGGUGAUCAAGAGAUCUGCUGGAUGAAUGCAGACCAGUUGUUCUUUUAUGUGAAGCUAUAAAAUCCAAAGGCAACUUUACAACCCAGCCUGCAGCUGUCUAGGUGUGGAGUAAAAAUGGGUGACUCUGUUUUACCCUGGGUGAAAUACCUUCUCGUAGACCUGUCUAGUCCUUGGCACUAACAAUGCCUCUUGACCCUUUUGAGCUGCAAGUGCUUCUGAACAUGUGCGCAUUUCCUCAUAAACUCUUGGCCAUUUGACACACUUCCUGCGGAGGUACCAUAUCUGUAAGACAUUUUGACAGUUCACUGUCUUAAGCAUGCCUAAUUCAAAUCAGUUUUGACCUGACUCUUCCCAGAAAGAGUAAAAAAAAAUUACGUAGUCACUACAGCUGUGUUAGGGGACGCGGGUGGCACUGUGGGUUAAACCACAGAGCCUAGGACUUGCCGAUCAGAAGGUUGGCGGUUCAAAUCCCCACGAUGGGGUGAGCUCCCAUUGCUCCGCCCCUGCUCCUGCCAACCUAGCAGUUCAAAAGCACGUCAAAGUGCAAGUAGAUAAAUAGGUCCAGACAAAUACCUCAGCGGGAAGUUAAAUGGUGUUUCCGUGCACUGCUCGGGUUCACCAGAAGUGGCUUAGUCCUGCUGGCCACAUGACCCGGAAGCUGCACACCGGCUCCUUUGGCCAAUAAAGCGAGAUGAGCGCCGCAACCCCAGAGUUGGCCACGACUGGACCUAAUGGUCAGGGGUCCGUUUACCUUUACCUUUUUACCUCAGUGUUGCCCCCACUGACUGGCAGAGGCUUUCUGGCAGUGGCUCAAUGUGAGAGGCAGGUUGGCCACAAGUCCUUUCUCCUUUUGUCUGUCCUGAACCUUCCAAAAUUCAGAUUCCCCUUGCUCUGGCAAGCAAGAAUGUGGCUUUAGGGUUUAACUGUUGUUUGUGGCAGAGGAGCACUGAGGAAAUCCAAGGAUGAGGGAAAUAAUCAAACUUCUCUUUACUUUUACACUAGCAGUUUUGCACAGUUACACUGCUUUGCAAGGUGGUUUGUGUUUCUCAUGAAAAGCAAAUGGUUGCACAUCCGGUGACUGAAUAUCCUUUGUUAACGCCAAGUAUUGUCCCAGUAAGCAACCUGGCUGCCAAAUUCUGCACCAGCUGAAGUUUCUGAACCAUCUUCAGAGGCAGACCUACAUAUAGUGUGUUGCAAUAAUCUAACCUAGAGGGUACCAGAGCAGAGACAACAAAGGUUAGGUUAUCAAUAGGAUAGCACAGCUAGGCUACCAGCUGAAGCUGAUAGAAGUUGAUAUAGCUGAUAGCUGAAGCUGAUAGAAGGCACUCUGUACCACAGAGACUUCCUGGGAUGCAAAUGUGUGAUUCUGGCCUGUUCUUAGCAUCACUUUCAAUGAAUUCAAAGGCAAAUAACUGUUCUGAUCUGAAGACCUAUUCCUGGUGUUUUUCCACAGUCCUUUCAUAAGCAAACAGAGUCCUGUGAUUCAGGUCUUGAAUUCUGAGUAUCUAUGAAGUGAUUUGGACUAUUCCAAAGUGCCUACAAGUUGAGGAGAUGAAGUAUAACUGUGCAUAUAGAGAAUGCCCAAAUCCUGAAGAGUUUCAGCUGCUAUUGACAAAGUACCACUGAUGCACUUGGGUGCUCCCUGUCUCUUAGGAUGGAGCUUCUGGUCAACUGUCUGGUUAAAUAUUAUCAGUUGGCUGUAUUUUGCCAUAGUUACCGGUAAAUAUUCCAGGUAUUCGCCUGGCAUUCCUCUGUUCAAAUGGCAAGGGCUUGCUUCCUCGUCUCGCAGGUGUGUGUACAUGCUCAGUUUUGGAUCCACCUCAAUCUGCCCUUUGAAAUGAACACACUUAAACUGACUCCUGUCUUUUAAUAGAGGGGUGUGUGGUUUUUCAAUGGCAUUUAUAACUGUCUGGGUUCUUGGCUUUUUGCCAAGGGAACAACUCAAUCUCUUGCUAACAUGCUUGGCUAUAAAUAAUAGACUUGGGUGUUGUGAUUUCGUAACAGUUAAGUAACUUGGAUAUAUAGAUAUAGCUUUGUUUGUACCAUUCUUGAAUUGUGACUGGAAUUGUAACAAUUCAGAAUGUUACAUCUUUAAAACAGCCGCUCAUUACUUUGACAGAAGCUAAUUACUCUGACAAACCCUUGUAAUCCUUGUCAGACUUGAGAAUCCUAGAUGAGCCUUGUGUAUUAUUUCAUUCAUUCAUUCACUUAUCCAAUGUGGUAAUGCAUUUGAAAGGCAGCAUGCAAGGAUAACUAGCUUCAUAUAUAUUACAGGAACAUUAGCAAAAUGGACCUUAGUCAUAGUCAUUAAUUUCAGUGGGUCAGCUCUGAGUAAAACAUAGUUGCAUAGCACCCCAAGCUUUCAAAUGGUUGGCCUUUGCAGUGCUUCCAGUGCAGGCAUCCAGUGAACUUCCAGUGACCCAUCCAGCCAUACUUCUCCAGCAUAGUUGCUCCAGGCUUGCUUCCCUUCCCCUCCCCCACCCGCUGGCUCCACAUCUCACACUGCAUGGUCUUAGGCUGUGAAGCCUUUGGGAAGCUUUUGGAAUUUGAAUGGAAACUCCCUUUCAGGUACAGUGGUGCCUCGCAAGACGAAAUUAAUCCGUUCCGCGAGUGUCUUCGUCUAGCGGUUUUUUCAUCUUGCGAAGCAACCCUAUUAGCGGCUUAGCGGAUUAGCGCUGUUAGCGGUUUAGCGGCUAUUAAAGGCUUAUCGGCUUAGCGGAUUAGCUGCUAAAAGGCUAUUAGCGGCUUAGCGGCUUAGAAAAAAGGGGGGGGGAGCGAAAAAAAAUCUCAAGACUUGCAAGACAUUUUCGUCUUGCGAAGCAAGCCCAUAGGGAAAUUCGUCCUGCGAAGCAACUCAAAAACGGAAAACCCUUUCGUCUAGCGGGUUUUCCGUCUUGCGAGGCAUUCGUCUUGCGGGGCACCACUGUAUGUCUCUGAUGGCCUCAGCAUUGCUGCUUGAGAGGGCUUGGGGCUUUCACCUUGAACUACAUCUUGGCAUGAGCCUUUGAAAGGUCACCUAAAGACUUUCCUCAAGUUGUUUCCCAAUGAGGAUUUGGACUAUGACUCCCAUCACCCCCAGCAUCAUAUGGCUGUGCUGGCUGGGCCAGAUCCUCUGAAGGGCACCAGGUUAGGGGAGGCAGACGUAGAGAUUUGAACUUGGGAUUCCCCCAACCCAGGUCUCCCUAUUCCUGCACUAAUAUUCUGGUGUCACUGGUGCAGCGCUAUGUGGAAUAUGCUGGAUCAGCUGUUUCUUCCAUAAUGUGUGGAAUAGCCCAGUAAAUCAAAGGGCAUUGAAUUAUUUUUCUUCUUUACUCUAUUCCUUGUCUUGUGUCUGUCCCUCCCACCUCAUAGGAUGUUCAGUAGAUUUUAUGAAUGGAUUGAAUUGAAAGAGAUUACAUGUCAACACUUGCCCUUCUGGAAAGCACUGAAAUGUAAGAAAUAUGGCUUGUGCAGAAUACCUGUGUGUGUGGAGGUGUGUGGCAGGGGAAACCUGUCUCCCAUGAUCCAUUACUUGGAAUGGUGGGACCAUAAAAAGCCGGAUGUCUUAGGGUCUGUGUAUAUGUGUGUGUGUGUGUUUUCUUCACGCUUUUGCCCAGGUUCAAAGCAAAACGGCUCUGGAGGUUUGUAUGGGGCCAAUUCAUGCAUCCCCUGGUUAUUUACACGGCAGCCUGUUGAAAGGCAUUUUGUGUCUCUUGGAAGGUGAACUUAUAAAUAUCACUCCUGGCAGCUGGAUAAAGCCUCCUUUCUAAGAGGCUGGUGUUCAAUUUGACUUCAAAAUGGCAGGCGCAAAAUUAUAGGAGGCUCCGCAAAUCUCCAAGCUUGGAGGGGAAGAUUUCAGCCUUCUUAGAAGAUGCUCCAUGCCCGUUCCUCAUGUUGGGACAGACAUUAGUGAAUCUCUAGUAGACUGAGCUGCGUUGCUCUGUUGCUGUCCCAUCCCGUCCCCCCGCCUUGUAGAAAAAGGCAGUUCUAAGACGUUAUGAGCCUUCUGAACCCUCAUAGAGCUCCUCCCUGCUGGGGCCCAGUAGCUCAGCUGUGAGCUGUUGGCGCUUGCAGAUGUGCAGGUGGCCCUUGCCAAAAUUUGCACCUUCUUAACUAAUGCACAGGUUGGAACAUAAGUCUCCUCUGGGUUUUGCACUUUUCUGAGUUUCACAGUCAGUUCCUGCCCCAAAGCACCAAAACACAAUGGAAAAUGUUAGAAAACAACUUGGAACCCAAACACUGCAAGCCUGGAAAUAAGUGCUCCAGUUUGUGAACUUUUUUCAGAAGCUGAAUGUGCUCCGUUUUGAGUGCCACAAAUCCAUUUUGAGUGUUACGCUUCUGAUUUGAGUGCCACUCUUCAGUUUUGAGUGUUACGCAGAGGUCUGCCUGUUUUUGCUAUUUAUUUUGCGUUUUUGUUUUUGCAGCUUUUUGCUUUGUUUCUGUGACUGUGUGGAACCCAGUUCAGCUAUUGAUUGAUUGUGUGACUGCAGUAUAUUGUUUAUUGCUUUCAUUUUAUGGAUCACUGGCCUCAUUAGAUAGUAAAACCCAUGUUAAAUUGCUGUUUUAGGGGUUGUUUUUAAAAAUCUGGAAUGGAUUAAUCCAUUUGGCAUUACUUUCUAUGGGAAAGCGCACCUUGGCUUGGGAGCACUUUGGUUUUGGAACGGAGUUCUGGAACGGAUUAAGUUUGAGAACCAAGGUACCACUGUAUAGGCCAUCAUAAAACAUCUAGAUGUAAAAUUUUAAAAUACAUACAAAUAAACAGCACAUAUACAAAUAUUGGAAUUGGAGUCAAUAGAUUAUCUUGCUGGUCCUUACAGAAGGAGAUGAUAUUAUGUCACUGAUCUGUGCAAAGCAAGCACUACAGUUAAGAGCAGGAACACUUAGACAGCAAUACAUCCCUCUUUCCCUUGCCUUUAAAAGCUUAUCUUCUCCCACUGUUUACAGCUGUGUUUUGUUCCAUUUGAAAUCAGAGUACAAUAAACAAUGAAUUUUAAAAUGUCGGGUGGUGGUGGUUUGGGGUAUUUUUUAUUUACAUCCUUCAUGGAAGUCCUUGGUGAGCCCCUCCUCAUCUCCUCUCCCCCAUUGAUUCUCACAACAACCCUGUGUGGUAGACUGGGACUGAUUUGUUCAAGGCAGACCCCACAGUGAAUUUCAUGGCUGUGCAGAGAGUUAAACUGGGUCUCCUCGGUCCAAAUGCAAGGUUUGGGUGGUGAAGGGGAUGUGGCCACUAAAGAGUUAAUGGAAUGAACGUGUGUGUGUGUGUGUGUGUGUGUGUGUGUGUGUCCCACCCCCCAAGCUAGCUAAACGCUCAAGAGCAUGCAAAAAGUGGGGGUCUCGCAAAAGAUAAGUGACUUGUGUCCUGCAUAGUAUUUUCCUCUGAGUGGGAUUCGCUUUCUUCGUCAACUUGGGGCCUUCAGCACAGUUUCUUGACCUGACCUGUGACAUGCGUUUUCUUGUUGACUACAAUUAAGAACGACUGUAUUUCAUUUCCAUUUUCCAGUUCUUUUUUGAGAACUGGAACAAAGCUACCUUUUUCCUCAAAGAAAAUAUUAACUUAAUGCAGGAAAAGUUUUCGACGAUGUUUAAUUUCUUCCAGGGUCUCAUGUGAAACAUUUCAAAGUUGUGGUUUUAAUUAGCUUUGCUGCCUGGUUUGCCAUUAACUUUCUGCAACAGGAACUUGAUGGGGCUUUGAAAUGGAGAAUGGGUGGGCUUUCUAUAUAAGGGGCGAUCUGCUGAGCAGGAUGUUGUUUUCCAUGUCAACUGUUGGCCAACAAUUUAAAACAGCCCAGAAUGUGUUGAAUAAUUGUGUAACCAUGCGGGAAGAUCAGGAUUCCUUGAACGUUUCCUGAACCAUACUUAUUGGUAAUCUCUUUAAUACCAAACAUUCUUCUUAAUAAUGUUUCAUUAUAUGGAAUAACCAGCACAAAUGUUUUGCCACAGUUUCUCCAUUUUGCAAAGUUCUCUCUCUCUCUCUCUCUCUCUCUCUCUCUCUCUCUGUGCGUGUGUGUGUGUGUGUGUGUGAGAGAGAGAGAGAGAGAGAGUAGUUCUCUUGUAUCUAUGGUUGUUCCUUGUGCUUAUAGAUUUAUUUUUUUACAUCUCUUCGGAAAGCAAGAAGAUUUUCUUUUCUUUUUUUAAUUAUACAUUUUUAUUAGGUUUUCUUAACAUAUCAUUUCCAACAAUCAUAUAACAUAACUUCCUAUCAUAUACAAUGUUUUAGACUUCCGUCAACACCUCUGAUGAUUUUUCAUUCUUUAUCACUUAUUCUGCAUUUCUUAAUUUCUCUAUUACUCUUAAUUGUCAUUAACUAAUAAUUCUCCUCAUAGUCUUUCUUGCAAUAUUUCAGAUAAUCCUCGUCUCAAAACUUCUUGCAGUCCUACUAGCAUAAUCUGUUCAUUACAGUUCCUUUUCAAAUAGUUCGUAUAUUUACUCCAGUCUUCUAAGAAUCUCUGAUCCCGCAGGUUUCGAACACUUCCAGUUAAUUUAUCUAAUUCUACAUAGUCCAUCAGUUUCAUCCGCAAUUCUUCUUUCGUUGGUAAUUCUUCUUGCUUCCAUUUUUGUGCCAAUAAUAUUCUUGCUGCCGUCGUUGCGUAUAAAACAACUUACAAUCCUGUCUAUUAAUAUCAUCUCCUACAGUGCCAAGUAAAAAUGCUUCUGGUUUCUUAAUGAAUGUAUAUUUCAACAUCUUUUUCAUCUCAUUAUAUAUCAUUUCCCAGAAGUUUUUCACACUUUUACGUUCCCACAGCAAGCAGAUUUUCUAAGGCAGGGCUGGAGAACUGAUGGCCAACCAGAUGUUGUUGGACUUCCAGAUGUCGGAGGACCACAGUUUCCCCCAUCCCUUUUGCAAAGUGAAAAGUUGGUUGACAGACCCAUGUUACAGGAUGCACCUUAACUGCUUGUGAACUUCCUGGUCAGCCGCUGUGAGAAAAGGAUGCUGGACUAGAUGGGCUGAUUCAUUGGGCUCUUAAGUUUUUGUGUUCUCCUUGGGGUCUUGCUGUUUGUGAUGUUGGGCUGGUUACAUUUUUUGGAGGGGAGAGAAAUUGGUGUCCUCAGGAACCUGUGGUGUAAAUUUUGAGUUGUGGGGGUGGCAGUGGUUAGAGAAGCAAGGCUAGGAAGCUAUGAGUGGGCAAAUAUACCGGUAAUUGCAAACGAUUUAGACACCUGCUGGAAACUUUUUCAGUGCCGCCAGGAAAUUGUGCAGGCAAUUAAGAGAACAUCUUUCCAGAUUGGUUAGUUGAUCUCUCAUUUUAAGCUUUUCAUUAUUUAUCACACACACACAUAUGUAAACGGCUUUUGACAUUUUUUUAAUGAUACAGUGAUAUAUAAAUGUUUUUUAAAAGUAAAAUUCUAUCCAUUUGGAAGUGUGGGCUUAGGUGGUUAAGGCCAAGCCUUCAUGGAGGUGAGGCAGGAAAGUUGUUGAAGUCGGACGCGUUUAUUUCUUACUUUAUUUCAUAUACUGUAUUUUUCGCCCUAUAGGACGCACUUUUUCCCCUCCAAAAAUGAAGGGGAAAUGUGUGUGUGUCCUAUGGGGCGAAUGCAGGCUUUUGCUGAAGCCUGGAGAGUGAAAGGGGUCGGUGCGCACCGACCCCUCUCACUCUCCAGGCUUCAGGAAGCUAUCCCCCCAGCCCGGCAAGCUCCGGGAGCAAUGGUGAAGCUGGGCGCAACUUCGCCAUCGCUCUCGGACCCGUUCUGGGGUUGGGGGAAGCUCGGGCUUCCCCCGCCCCCAGCCCCGCAAGCUCCGGGAGCGAUGGCGAGGUUGCGCAACCUCGCCUUCGCUCCCGGACCCCCAGCCCCGAGGCUAAAAACAAAGCCAGGACAGCUUCCAUCCCGCUCGCUGUCAUGGCUUCUUUGCUCUUUGGGGCUGGGGGGGGGGAAAUAUAUUUUUUUUCCUUUAUUCCCCCUCCCAAAUAAGUGCGUCCUAUGGGCCGGUGCGCCCUAUAGGGCGAAAAAUACGGUAAUUUAUACAUUGCUUGAUUGUAAAAAACCAACCAACCUCCAGAGCAGUUUACAAAAAAGAUAAAAUGAUCAAUAAGAAGAAUUGAUAACAAUGUAGGUUUUUCCAAAGUUAAAAUAACAAUAGACUAAAAACGGAUUAAAACGUGCACCAACUUUCUAAACAUCUGGACAGGAUUGUCUAAACAAAAAUGUUUUUAUCAGGCACCAAAACGUGCACUGUGAAGGCUCCUGCUUGAUGUCAAGAGGCAGGGAGUUCCAGAGGGUAGGUGCUGCCACACUAUAAUUUUGAGCUCUUACAAAUGUGGGGCAGGUCUUAUGUGGCAGCGUUUGGGCCAAGUGACGACAGGAGGCAGUCCAGUCCUGACUGCUGAUCCCGUUUCUGCUCAGACAUAUGUAGCUUAAUGUAAUGAAAUUAAGCCUUCCAAACCGUACUAGACACGCACACCUCUUAAGUUCUGCAUACUGCUGCAUACAAAAUCUGAAAGAUCGCUGUGUUCUUCAAACCUUCUCAUACAAGGCCUGCCUUCUUAUUCUGUUUACCUCUUCUGCUAUGAGUUGAGUGGAAGCGUGGAUGUCUGGGGGGGGGGGCACAUUGGAUCUGGUGCGUAAACACGCUCAGGAUCGUGUUGUAAGGCUGUGUGCAGCCUGGCUGUGUUGAUUUCACUGUGUCAUUGACAUUGUGGGAGGGGGCCUGGAAGCCUUUGGGAAACGGAGCCAGGGUACCACUUUGCACUCCGCUAACAACCGAGACUAGCAGAUUUAUUGUGGCAUCAGCUUCUGUCUGCCUGCUGCAACAUGGGGUUUACUUGAGCAAAGUAAAGCCACCCACACAACAGUGCAGGCAGACUGGUCUGAAGGAAUUUGCUUGCUCCAGAAAAGUAUCUUGCAGCCUCCGUCUUCCCCGGGUGAGAUUUUUCAGAUGUCGGCCAGCAUCUUUAACCAGUGCUAACAAUGUCCAUCUUAAAGCACUCUCAGAAAAUACUUACAUGACCAGUCAAACUGUGGCUUUCAAAGGAUCUGUUAGCCUCUCUAGUUUAUCACAAACAAGGGAUACUUUUUGUCUCAAUAACCUUUUAGAGGCUUUUAACCGGUAUGUCCUGUUUUUAAAGGUAGUUAAUUCUCAUGAAACUCUUUUUAUUUACCGUAAAUCAUUAUUUCUUAUUUGUUAACAUUUUCUCCAGGGGGCUCAAGGUGGGAUACAUAGUUCCUCUUUUAAUUUAAUCCCCACAACAACAGCAACCCUGUGAAGUAGGUUAGUUGAGGCAGUGACUGGUCACCCGCUGAGCUUCAUGGCAAGAGUGGAGAUUUGAACCCUGGUCUCCCAGAUCCUAGAGCUCGACAGUCAAUCCACUGUACCACAUUGGCUCUCCUACAGUUGAUAUGUGACUCAGCUGCAAUAGUCUCUGAGUAGUUUACAAGAAUAUGUUGCAAAAAUUGCAGCCUUGGUUCCUGCAGACAUCCUGUUGAGCAUGUUACGAUUCUUGCACUAAGGUUUUUUCCAGGUGUUUUUUUUGCAAGUAACGGCAAAUAAUACACUGGCGUGCAUUGCUCAUGAGGGUUAUCCAGUACAGUGGUACCUCGGGUUACAUACGCUUCAGGUUACACACACCGCUAACCCAGAAAUAGUGCUUCAGGUUAAGAACUUUGCUUCAGGAUAAGAACAGAAAUCGUGCUCUGGCGGUGCGGCAGCAGUAGGAGGCCCCAUUAGCUAAAGUGGUGCUUCAGGUUAAGAACAGUUUCAGGUUAAGAAUGGACCUCCGGAACGAAUUAAGUACUUAACCUGAGUUACCACUGUAUUCUGAAAACCUCCCAAAAUCGCUGGGGUAUAAAUAAUAAAAUUGUUGUUGUUGUUAUGGAAUUUGCCAAUCUGGUGGCUGUGGUACUUAGUAUGGUAGGUGGCCUUUUGUAGCAGCUGCCCCUGGCACGAUGCCCUUCAGAUGUUUUGGACUACAACUCCCAUCAAACUGUCACCCAAAACAUCUGGAGGAUGCCAAAUUUAGGAAGAUUGCUUUAUGGCAUGUGAUAUUCCGUGAGCCUCUUUGAGAGGACAGUGUCAAGAAAGGCAGCCCAGGAAUGUCUUGCAUAAAUGCAUAAAUAUAUCUUCAUUUAUUAUUACGACUAUUUAAGUUGUAAGACACAUGGCUUCUAAAAAGGUUGAAUGAUGUCAUGGUCAGUUACCUUCUUCCUGUAAAUGGAUGUGUUCUUAGCAGCGCACAUUCUCAGCCCACUACCCCACAAAAGUAUGUGUGACAAGUAUCCUUAUAUUGACAGCUGUUACUGCUGCCUUUGUCCAUUCUUCGUCUUUUUAAUUUUUAAAAAUCUAUUUAAAUUUUAUUUAACAUAAUUAUUACAAAACACAAGCAAAAUACUGCAAAUACAUGCAUACAUAUAUAUUUCAGAUAAGCAUGCAUAUAUUAAAAAAAAACAAGAAAAAAGAAGAAAAGAAAAAAUAAGGAGAAAAAGAAGAAAAAUUGGAAGAAUUUCUUCCAAAUUUAUUCUACAAAUAUCUCAAUAAUAAAAUGUCAUUGAUUGACUUCCAUCGCUUACACUGCACUUCCUAUAUACAUUUUAAGCAAAAUUGUAUCUGUUAUUCCGUGUUUUUCCCAUACAAUCUCAUACAAAUAUUCUAAUCAAUAAGUUUUCUAAAUCUUUCAUAAAGCUAUUCUAAACACAACCAAUACCUUACACUUAAUCUGAUUUGAUAAGACAAAAACCAAAAAAUACAAUCCAGAAACAAUGGAAAUGUUUAAAUGAUUAUUUAUGUAAAAGGUAAAAGGACCCCUGACCAUUAGGUCCAGUCGUGACUGACUCUGGGGUUGCGGCGCUCAUCUUGCUUUACUGGUCAUGUGGCCAGCAUGACUAAGCUGCUUCUGGCGAACCAGAGCAGCGCACGGAAACGCCGUUUACCUUCCUGCCGGAGCGGUACCUAUUUAUCUACUUGCACUUUGACGUGCUUUCGAACUGCUGGGUUGGCAGGAGCUGGGACCGAGCAACGGGAGCUCACUCCGUCAUGGGGAUUCGAACCGCCGGCCUUCUGAUUGGCAAGUCCUGGGCUCUGUGGUUUAACCCACAGCUCCACCCGCGUCCCGGAUUAUUUAUGUAGACAAAGAUUAAGUGCCUUUGUCCCUUCCGCUUGCCUUACAGUAAUGCCAAACCUUGGCUUGGUUCAUGCACUCUAGGUAUCGCGUUCUAGUCGAGCCUCGGUGGUAGGUGAGGGACAACUCGUGGGUGAAAACAUACGCUGACUGAGCAUGGCCUCUGUUUCUCUGUGUGUCCUCUUCUGUGCACCCCAAACAUGUUCGCCAUCCUAUGGAAGCGCCUGCAGGAGGCAGUGAUGGCCACCAACGGAUGGCUUUAAAAGACGAUUAGAGAAACCCGUGGAGGAGAGGGCUAUUGAUGGCUACUGGUCAGGGUGGCUCCGCUCUGCCUCUGCAGUUGGAGGCCGCAGUGCUUCUGAAUUCCGCUUGCUGGAAACCCCAGGAGGGUAGAGUGUUGCUCUGGCGCUUGGGUCCUCCUUGCCACUUUCCCAUUGGGGCAUCUGGUUGGCCACCGUGAGAACAGGGCACUUGGAUCCAGCAGGCUCUUUUCGUGUCCUUAGGAUGGCCAUGGGGGAGGGGGAGGCAGUUUGGUGUAGGUUAUAUUUUAAUGCUUGGCUACCUAAUAAUUUCUUUCUGAAACAAUUCACAAACUGAAAUGAAGUUACCCUUCCAAUUUUGCUCCACUUCAUAUUUUGUGUCGCACCUCUCUAGCCAAGGAAUGUGUAGAUAAAUGCUUGUACUAAGGACAAGCAUGCCUAAAAAUGCAUAUAUUUGUGAAUUUAUUUUUAUUUUUACGAAAAGCCCAAUAUUAAGGGAAAUUGCUUGCCGAAAUGUUCAUAUCGUGUACACUUUCAUGUAGAAAUGCACAGCAUUGCUGAUGAAUUCUCAUGAAAAUCUUUUUUAAAACAAUACAAACUGAUGGGGGAAAUGUGGUAAACUAAAUUUGAGAGAUACCAAUAUUGACAAAUUAGUUCAUCCUUAUGGUAAAAUGGGAAUAAGGGAAACCUCACAAAUUACAUUCCCCCCCCCCCUUUCGUAUCUGCAAAACAAACAAGUAUGUUUCUUUGUAUGUAGUGUGAAUACCAAAGAUUAACCAGUCUUCCCUCUCUCUCUCUCUCUCUCUCUCUCUCUCUCUCUCUCUCGUCCAUCCUUUCUUAGGUCCGCCAGUGGCUGCUGCUGUGAGAUCUCAUUUUAACAGCUGUCCGGAUGCUCAUAGUGGGUUUUGCUUCCAUGGUACUUGCAGGUUCUUGGUGCAAGAGGAAAAACCAGCUUGCGUGUAAGUCUCUCUCUUGCAUCUUGUAAUACCCACCUCGUUGCAUUCAGCAGUAAUCGUGCAGUCGGCAUGUCACGAAAGAAAGUGUCCCUGCCUCCAUGCAUUAGACUAGGCAUAGGGAAACUUGGCCCUCCAGAUGUUUUAGGACUACAAUUUCCACCAUCCCUGACCACUGGUUCUGUUGGCUAGGGAUCAUGGGAGUUGUAGUGCCAAAACCUCUGGAGGGCCGAGUUUGCCUAUGCCUGCAUUAGACUCUUGGGUCACCAGAUGUUGUUGGACUGCAGCUCACAUCAUCCCUGACAAUCGGCUAAGUUGGCUGAGGAUGAUGGGAAUUGGAGUCCAGUAGAAGAAGACUGCCUUAGGGGAUGGGGAUGACUCUUGGGCCCAUGUGGGACGUAUGGAAAAGCUCCCUUCAUCUGCAAGAUUUGCCUUGUUGGAAUGUUGAGAGUUGGUGCGAAGAGAAUAAACAUGUCAACGUGAUGCAGAGCACAUGCUGUGUUCAGAUGGGGAAGAGUGAAAUACCAAUUAUUUUAUUAAUGUUUUAAAAUUAACGUACAUGCCACUUAUAUGCUGAAACGGUUCCUAAGCAGCUAAAAUUUCACAUUACAUAGCAGAAGUAUAAAUACGUAGAAUUCAUUGGUUUAUUUGGAUCAUGCCUGGCUAAUGCCCUGAUUGAGAACACUGUGCAGUCUUUCCCGUGGCGAACACGUGCCUCAAAAGAGCACUGCAAACUCAGUGAGGCAGGGAGAGCAGGACUUUGCGCUUCACUCUAAAUGGGAAAUGCAAACCAGUAGCUGCUGCCCACCCUGCCUCUAGGCACGUUCCAGCCCCCUGAUUUAGAUAAAAUCCCAUUUUAAUUCUGAAUGUGAGAAAACGGCAUCUGGCUCAAAUUCUGCGCACACACACACACACACAUAUAUAUUUAAAAAGCUUGUGUCUUUUCCUCUGUGCACUCACUGCUCUUGAUUUUCUUUUGCCUCGUCACAGCUGCCAUUCCGGGUACGUUGGGGCGCGAUGCGAACACGCGGACCUCCUUGCAGUGGUGGCCGCCAACCAGACAAAGCAAACCAUCACCGCCCUGGUGGUGGUUUCCGUUAUAGCCUCUGUUGCCCUUAUCAUGGUCUGCGUCCUAAUACAGUAAGUGAAACUUCCAUUUGAACUGAUGUUCUAUAUUGACAUCUCUGCAAGCUUGAAGUGUGUGUGUGUAUGUGCAUGCACCAAGGCAUGUGUUUUAUGUAAAAUGCAUGUCUUAAAAGGUGGCCAGCCUACUGAAUAGGCUCGGGUGGGCAACAACAGUUCAUGGAGAGAAGGAUCUCCUUUUUCAAGUCCAGCCUGCUUCUCAGUUUGGAAGGCUGGAGGCAGACCUCACCCUGACAUGUGGCUAAGGCUGCUUCCAUAGACUGCAGUGCAUACUAGGCAGCAGACUCCUCCCUCCAACAGUUGUCGCCAGGCAGUAACCGCGGCAUCAAGCUGCAGCAGAGCAGGCAAGAGAAGGGAUGCUGGGUCAUCAACUCUGUACACCUCUCCUUAGACUACCCUAGCUGAUCAUUAGAAGAACUUCCAACAAAGAAUAUGCAGCUGAGUUUGCUCAUUUCCUCCUCCCUCCCAACCAGUUUUCCUUUUGUGCCCUGCCUUUUUAGUAGGCCUGUUGGUUGUAGCGAUGUACAAGUCUCUCUCGGGAAGCCUUCCCCACCCCUGAAAAGUAGGGUAGAAAUUUGUUUAAAAGAGUGUGCAUGAUCUUAGAAGCAUAGAAAGUUGCCUUGUGCGGAGUCCUGCCCUGGUCCAUCUAGCUCAAUGUUGUCUACACUGACUGGCAACUGCUCUCCAGGAUUUCAGGCAGGAGACAAUCAUAGCCCUGAUAUACUGAUGGGAAAUGAACUUGGGACCCACUGAAUGCAAGGCAGAUGCUCUGCCACUGAGCUAUGGCUGGUCACUUAGUUAGUCGCAUCUCAGAGUGGUCCAUGUGGUGCAGGUCCCUGAACCUGAGCAGCCCAAAGUCUGGUCAGUUCUUGGAUGGGAAACCACCUUGGAAUGCCAUCCUGAACCUUAUGGAAGAAGAGCAGUGAGGGGGAAGUGUAACACCUGGAUGAAAUUGAAUAUGGACUUGGCCUCUUGGAUGCUGAAGGCAAUUGAUUGCAUGGAAAGGGAAGACUUUCUCUCAGCCUAAUUCUGCCUCUAGCUUAAAAACAGAGGAGCUGCCAUUGACCAAUAUUUGUUAAUGCAGAGCAUUGAAAAGUUUCCUUUAACAAGGCAGACCUGCAAAUCUGUAAAGAGCUCUCAGUGCAAGUUACCCUAAUAAUCCUCCAUGUUUUGCUGCAUUGCAGGCGGUUGGACUAGAUGACUGUUUGGGUCUCUUGCAGUUCUACAGUUCUGUGAUAUGCAUCAUCUCUUUUUGCCACAAACCCUGUCUUAAGAUAUAGACAGAAAGCUGGUGGAAUUAAGUCUUACUUUUACCCAGUGUCCGGAACAGCUGCUUUGGAAGUACUGGGAACUUUUUCUGAAAGUGUCUCUUCAUUAAAAUAUAUUGUGUAAUUUAUUUUUAGUUGUAAAUUGAACCACUUUGUUAACUUUGUGGAUGAGAAGAGCAUGAAACUAUGUCUCUUCCUCUACACGCGCACACACCCACCCACCCUCCUGCUCAUCUUCCCAUUCCUCGUGUAGAUUUGCAGAAGCAUUUCAGCAUUUAAUUCCGUUUUGCAAAAAAUGCAAUUAAAUUAAGGAUUCCCUUAAUUUAGAAAGACACUUUGGAGAGAACUGGACAUGUGUUUUGUUUUCAGCUGUUGUCUGCUGCAAAAAAACAAAACAAACCCGCCCUGCGCUGCCUCUGCCCCCACCCUUUCCGCCUGGCAAUUUCUCCAUCCGCAGCCUGGAUGUCCUGGAAUGGCUCUUUCUUGCAAUGAGGUCAUGUGUUCCGGUGUGUUUUUGUUCUGAGGACGGGAGAUGGUGGCAUGCGUGUUGCAACUGGAACGCCACCCAUUAAGCUAAAAUUAAAGUCUUUGCUGUGUAAUUUAGAGGACGGGCAGCAGUGUCGUUGUGGUUGGUUUCCCAAUCUGCGUGGCUCGCCUUGCGAGAUGCCUUGCCUAAUCCCUUUUCUCAAGCAAGUCCCCAGCCCUCCUCUCACCUUUGCUUGGGGAACAUUCUCUGCCAGCAGCCAGACCAAAACGAACAAACCAGUUAGGACAGUCACUGACAACAGCGGGUUUCUCCAGGUCCUGCCGCUUCUCUUGGUGCUGAGAAGUAUUUAGGCAGGAGUGUGUUGGUAGUAAAUACUGUAAUGUUUUAAUAACAUCCUUGCUCACAAAUUGGGUCAUGAGGGCAGCUGCAUUUUGUACUAGCUGAAAAUUUCAGACCGUUCUUCAUUUGUUCUUAAAGGCAGCACCAUGUAGAGUGCAUUGCAGUAGUCUAGUCUGAAUUUUUAAAUUUUUUCCCUAAGAUUUAUAAACUGCUUGAUUGUAAAAGAAACAAACAAACCUCAAAGCAGUUUACAAAAAAAGGAAAGCCAAUAAAAUUAUCUCUAAGAAAAAUGAACAGCAAUAACUUAAGACUUCUGAAAAGUUAAAACAAAAAUAGCUUAAAAACAGAUUAAAACUCACAUGAACUUUGUAAGCAUCUCAGGCUUGUCUGAACAGAAAUGUUCUUAGCAGGUGCCAAAAAGAGUGCAGUGAAGGUGUCUGCCUGAUAUCAUUAGGCAGGGAGUUCCAAAGUCUAGCCACCAGAGAGCCUGAAUCACCUUUUGUUUAUUUCUAAAAGUAUUUCUAUACCGCCCACUGGCAGAAAACAUCAAGCUGGUGCAUAACAAUAUAUACAAUGAAACAUCAAACACCAUAAAUAAAUACAAGGCAACCAUAGAGACGACUGGCUUAUCCAAAACGGAAUUUAAGAAGCUGAAUGGGCCUGUCUGAAGGAGAACAGGGAGGACGACUGGUGAAACUCUGCUGGAAAAGUAUUCCAGGGCCUGGGACCAGCAACAGUGAAUGACUGGCUUCUAGUUGAGGCUGGUCAGACUCCUGAGACACAGGGGACCAGUAGCAGGAUUCUUCUGGACGAUUUACUGCAUUGCAGCCAGUGUUGAAAAGGCCCUGGCUCUGGCUGAAACUAAUCUAACUUCCUUAGGGCCCGGGACCACUAGGGUGUUGCUAUUUAUGGACCUUGAGGCAUACCGUGGGGCAUACCGAGAGAGGCAGUCCCGUAGGUACGAGGGUCCUAGGCCGUGAGGGCUUGAGUGCUCCUUAGGAAGAGAGAGGGAGAGACAGAAACCUGUUUUUUUAAAGCUACCACCUGGAUAGUUUUUGUCUUUGGGUCUUUGCUCCCUAGGCUAUUGGUCUCUUAUAAGGCUGGUGCAAAAGAUUUCAUCUUAAAUUAGUGAAGCACCUUGAACUGAUUCGAAUCAAACCGAACAGUCUUCCUUUUAUUUUAAUAGACAACACACCCCAUUUUGAUUUAUUUUUCCAGCUGUUAAGUUUUCUACUCUAAUUCGGGAGUUCUGAAUUUUAGCAGGAAACCUGGUAUCCAGCAACAAACUUUAUAGUGCCUAAUCACAGGGCCUGAGAUGCUUAUAAAACGGGAUCACAGCAGUGCUGGAUUGUGAUAACCUUGGCAAAUGUAAGACUUGAGGCUGAUCAGCUUUCAGAGUGCAAGGGGCUAGCUUGGAGCUACCACAUGUGUGAACCUGGGUUUCCAGGUUCACAAACUCAAGGGCCCAUCCAUGCCAGCCCAUUCUGAAGGUGGUCACAAAGGAGCCCCCACCUGUGCCAGCCGCCCUCUCUAGUGUAGGGACGGACGACAUUCUAAUGUCCCACCCUUUCGCAUUUAUUUAUCUCACUUAUAUCCCACCUUUCCCUCCAAAUAGCUGGAGAUGGUGUAUAUGGUUCUCCCCCUCCUCAUUUUAUCCUCACAACAACCCUGUGAAGCAGGUUGGGCUGAGAAACAAUGGCUGGCCCAAGGUCACCCAGUGAGCUUCAAGACUGAGUGGGGAUUCGAAUCUUGGUCUCCCAGCUCUUAAUCCAACACACUAACCACUGAGCCUCUGCCUUCUGAUGUCAUUCCUAGGCUUCCCCUGCCUUAAACCUCUUACGCUUAUGUUUUGCAGCUGCUGUAGGAUACGGAAACACUGCGAGUGGUGCAGAGCUGUUGUCUGCAGACAUGAGAAGCCCAACGGGCUCCUGAAAGGAGGAACGUCUUGCUGCCAUUCAGAGACAGGUAAAUAAAGGGGCUACAGAAGCAGCUUGGAGGGGUGCAUUUAACCUGAAGGGUAGUAAGGUGAAAACUAGCUGCUUCCGUGAGCUGAGGGUCAGGGUAAAGGUAAAGGGCCCCUGACCAUUAGGUCCAGUCGUGGCCGACUCUGGGGUUGCGGCGCUCAUUUCGCUUUAUUGGCCGAGGGAGUUGGCGUACAGCUUCCGGGUCAUGUGGCCAGCAUGACUAAGCUGCUUUUGGCGAACCAGAGCAGCGCAUAGAAACGCCAUUUUACCUUCCCGCUGGAGCGGUACCUAUUUAUCUACUUGCACUUUGAUGUGCUUUCAAACUGCCAGGUUGGCAGGAGCAGGGACCCAGCAACAGGAGCUCACCCCGUUGUGGGGAUUCGAACCGCCGACCUUCUGAUCGGCAAGCCCUAGGCUCUGUGGUUUAACCCACAGCGCCACCCACGUCCCCCUGAGGGUCAGGGUGGCCUCCUGCUAUAGUUCAUACAGCCACGACCUGCAUUGAGUUUCCAGCUCAGUGGCAGAGCACACUCUUCACAUGUUAAAAGUUCUCAGAUUCAAUCUCCAGCAUUUCCAGCCCAAAUGAUUUCAGGAAGUAGGAACUGGAGAGGCCUCUGACUGAGAGCUUGGAGAGUUAAGAACGUGAUAAUUUAUUAUUUAUUUGCAGUAUUUGCAACCCGCUCUCCACAGAAUGUUUCAGUCCCAUAGUAGUAAAAAUAAACAGACAAAAAACAAUCCACAAAAAUGACAAAAUCACCUAAAAGGGACCGAUAAACAACCAAUUCUAACAGAAGGUAAACAAGCAAAAUGACACUGUAAAUAAGUAUUUCCAGUAUACUGAAAUGCAGGCCUUGAGAUCAGCAGGGCUGCCAGGUAGUGGUUGGCAGCUGGAUCAGGCCAAAGGUCGAUCUAAUCCAGCAUCCUCUUUUCCACAGUGGCCAGCUAGAGGCCCCUGGGAGACCCACAAGCAGAACCUAGAAGCGAGAUUUGCAGUGGCAAAUGCAGUGCAAUUGCACUCUCCCCUUGUCCCCCACUGGAUCGUAACCCGAGGGAGACUGGAUCUGAUCCUGGGGAUGGUUUGCAGCCACUGACAGCCUUGUUCUCCAUCAGCUGCGUACCAAGCAAAACGGAACCAUCCUUUGACUCUGCUGUCCUCUGUGAGAGGACACUGCCUCUUUCUCAGUCUUACAACUAGAAGACAGCAGGAAUUCUCAACUGUUUAAAUUAGAUUCCUCUGAGGCAUGGGCCGAAUUCUGCUCAUUCAAAAUAGAUUUUACAGCCCGGUCUCCAACUUGGUCAGAUGGGAGGAUUUAUAUUUCUCCUGAUUUAGACUUACAGUCCUGAGUGUCCUCAUUUGGAGCUCCCUGCAAACAAACUUACGCCCCUUCUCCCAUUGAAAGAAGCUUCGCUGCUGCUUCUUACAAGCUAUAUAAUAAUCUAUGAGCUGUUUUGCUACUCCAGGAAGGUGUGCAGAGUUUGCAUCAAAUUCACCAUGUGCCCAUCUAGCCCCGCUGAGUUUAGCCUGGAGGUCUUUCCUUUUAAGGAUACUGGCACUGUCUUGUGCGAUGAGGCCAAAGCACUGGGAAGUCAAGUACACCUGAAAGCUCCUAUGCAGAAAUUGGUGGCCUUCCCCUGUCUUCUUUCCCCCACCAACCCCACAUUGGUAUUGCGAGGUAGACAGGGUACUAUUUUGCCAUCAUUGUUGGUGGUCCAUCCUCUCUGGGUUUGCCUAUUACCAUCUUAGUCAUCAUCCCCACAGCUUGUGACUUAGGGUCAUAUCCAUUGAUGUGUGUGUGAGCGGAACAGACCUCCAGUUGCAUAACAGGAUCACCACCCUCCCCUUCUCUUCACACCCUCAGAAUUGGGAGGUUGAUGGGCCACCCAGGACAGAUUUUGGAGGUGCACAGAGGACAGUGACAUCUUGUUGCAUGAGAACAUGUCCUAUACGGCAAGAUUUAAUUCCAUGCAGUGUUGCAUAGCUCAGUCAUACCUUACAUGGGGGUUAUGUUCUGGGUAUGAUGUGUAUAUGCAAAAACACGUACAGUGGUACCUCGGUUCUCGAACGAAAUCCAUUCCGGAAGCCCAUUUGGCUUCUGAAACAUUCGAAAACCAAGGCAUGGCUUCCCAUUGGUUGCAAGAGCUUCCUGCACUCAGCAAAAGCCGUGUCGCACGUUUGGGUUCCAAAAAAUGUUCGAAAACAGAAGCAUUUACUUCCGGGCUUUCGGCGUUUGAGAACCGAAACGUACGACAAAGGAGGCAUUCGGGAACUGAGGUUCCACUGUAUGCUGGACACACACACCCGGAACCGCCCCGUAUGAGCAUCCUUACCUUCUGGAGCUGGUGUGUCAAGUGAGCCUUGCCACCCCCCAAGCAAGGCAGACAGCUUAAAAGCUUAUCAGAAAAGUCCCACUCAGCAUGCGGGUUUUGGGGCGCUCCCGCAAGGGCUGUCCAAGUUCCUGCGAUGUCUUGUGUGAGCAUCCCAGAACCCAUUAAGCAGGGUGGAGAGCUUAAAAGCUCUUCCACACCUGGAAAACCUAGCACGAAAGAGCUUUUAAGCUGUCUGCCUUGCAUGCUGUUAAUUUGCCCAAUUUCAGCUGUGUGAGGUUCAAUCGUGCAAGCUAGUUGCAUGCAAGAUGCGAUUGUAUUAUACCGUAACUUUGCUACAGCAUAGUCAGAGUGAAGCCUUUAUCCUUAAACUAUUUUGAUGCCUGUUUUCACAGUUGUCUGAUGGAGACGGGGGUCUGCUGGGAUUCUUACUGCUGUGUGUAGAAGGGACCACUUGAGCAUCCUACAGGAGGCCUACAAUAUUCCAGAGGGACACUUAAGAUGGACGCAGGUGCUUCCUGGGGACAGAACAGUAUUGGCAAGCAGACUCCCUGCAACUUUCGGCUUCUUGUCUGUAUCCUCCAUUCAUGCGUUGUGCUUCCAGAACUUUGCCAGAGGGAAUCCGGCCCCUGCUAUGUGGAGACACGUGACGCCACACACCAGGUCAAUCCAUACAUGGAAACUUAUGGAUAACCAAGGAAUCUCAAAAGACUUCACAUAGUAAAAUAAAGAGUAGGAAAAGUACAGGCUGGUCAUUUUUUUAAAAAGUGCACAUUGGACAGCUUCAUGUUUACGUUGCUAUGAGAAAUGCACAUGGAGGGGGUGUCUGAUACCAGGAAAGAAUUGUGUACAGUUCAGGUGGGGGUAAACUUUGUUUCCCAGUAAUCUUCCUCCUUGCUUGAGACUUCAUGGAACAUGGACUCGAGUAUUAGGAUCCUGCACUCAUUACAGAAUCCGACUCAAAAGAAGUGAUGAGCUACAUUAGUGAUUUUGAGAGAGCUAAAUUGUCCAAUUGAGAAGAAGGUCCGCUGGGUUCAACUGCAAGUCCCGUCCCCCGUCCCCCGCAAAAAGUAUCUUUUUGUAUCCAGAAACAUCCAGAUGAAUUUUCCAAAGUGAACACUUGUAUCUACCAGCACUCAACAUUUUCCGUAUUUUGAAUACCUGGAUUUAGAAAAGUAAGGACUGAGCAGCAACAUCUUUGAGCCCGAACGACAGCAACAUAGCUCACAUUUCCAGCUUUCAUUAUCACUGUGCCUCCAAAUUAGAAAGUUCUUUUUCGACCCCACCCCCGUUCUGUGUACCUGGAUCAAAACAACAACAACCGACUGCUCUGCUGCAUUUCCUCAAAGAAUGAAAAGCAGAGACCAUAAAAAAAUGUGUUGAUUACAAGCCAAGAGAUGUUGGGAAGGAUGCUUCUUGGGUUAUGGUUUUUAGCACCUAAUUGAAAAAAGCCCAGCUCAUUGAAAUAGAUAAGAAUCCUACUUAAAUUGCUUUUGGAUGGAUUCUUAAAAGUCAUCCCAUUGUGGUUCUAAAAAGGAAGGGAUUUUUAGGCUGCCUUAACAGGACAAUGUUAGGAGACUGGAGUGUUUCAACAGAUACUUGUGUGUCUGGAAACAUUCCAUGGGAUCAGCUGGGCUUGUUGUGCAUAUUUGAUCUGACAAGUCUGAUGCAUGUUUCCAAAGACGGGGGCAAUUUGUGGAAGGGCUUCCAUGUCCCGAUACUUGUUCUACAGGAAGACGGCUGGCUCUUAAGUGUGAGGGGUGCAGUGUGUUGCUGAGGGUCCUGGCGCCUUGCUGAGGGUGCAGCCAAAGGUGUGUUGGGAAGAGGGCUGUUCUUGUUGGCUCAAAGUUGAUGUUCACCAUUUGGGAGGUCCGCCUUCUGCCGAAACCUCUCUUCUGUAAGCCGAAUUGAUAAGCAAGAAUCAGCACCCUCUUCUAAUGCAGAGUUCCUAAUGAGAGGAGGCAGUAAUAUAUAAGGAAAUCCGUUUUUUAAAUCACUCAAAAGCCAUGCUGUUCUUUCUGAGUAGGCAGAAUAAUUGAAAUUUAAGAUGCAAGUUGAAACCUCUUCUGUGAAAUUUCUAGCUUUCCUUUCCCCCACCCUGGUAAUGGAUGGCAGAAGCAAUCCUGCCAGUUUGGUUUCCUUUAUUUCCAUUCCAUUCCCUAUCCAUGUUCCUACUUGAUGAUGUUGUCUAAAACCCCUGAUUGCUGCCAGAGCCAAUCUGAUUGAUACCUUUCAAGAAAUAGUUAUAGGCAGGUUAGUUUUAGUUCUAAAGUUUACGACAUUCUGUGCUACGUUUAAAAGGCCCGAUCCCUUUUUAUUUGUCAUUCAGCACAAAUAUUUCUUUGACGGUCCUGAGGAGGAGAAUUGAGCUCUUCAAGGAAAAAUGAGUUUUUUAAAAAAUAUUGUCCCUAAACUCCUUUCCUCCCCAAUGCUGAUUUAUUAAACUGGGCAUUACUCCAGCUUGUUUGAAAAAUGAAGUUCACAAGAUUUUGGCAAACAUCUUGGACUUUUGCACUCUUGAGGUGCAGUCAGGGUCAUUUGAUUGCCACAAAACUAAGGAAGAGCAAUUCACUUGGGUAGGAAUUUCCCCAUCGAAAGGCAGUCUUUCCCAAGCUGGCGCCCUCCAGAUGUUUUGGACCACAUCUUCCCUCCUUCCCAGCACAAUACACCUAGGGGAGGUGCAGACCCAAACAUUUGGAGGGCACCAGAUUGCAAAUGGCUGCCGUAAGGACUCCAGAUAUCUCAGACCUUCUUCAAGGGAUACCUUUACCCCAAGUCCCAUUUUGGGCCUACAGGAGUCCCAGUCCCAGGACUUCGCUCUUAUUUGUGCUGCAGCGUGGCUUGUCAGCCCUGUGAAAGCAUUGUUUUUAAAUACCUUUUGCAGAAUGUGACCCUGUGCUCCUUUUUUUCACUGGAAGAAGGAAUAGGCAGAAAAGUGACUUGCAGUCUGAAUAAACGAGCUGGCUUGUACGUUUCUCUGCAAUUGUACCCUGCAAUGCUUUUGAGAAAUUAGAGAUGGCCUUUUAGCCCUGAGCUUUGUGAUCUGAUCCCACCUGAGCUUCUGUUUCAAUUUGGAUACUUAACCAGAAGCAGGAUCUGUAUGUAUGUUUCUUAAAAAAUAAAAUGGACGAACUGUGCCAAUUUUUCACAUUAGACACAUGUUUGAUAAAUGAACUAGACACCCCCUUCCUGAUUGUGUGUUGACUUCUGGUUAUAUUGUUAACAACCCCCCCUCUUUUUUUGUAAGUACGUUUACUGUUAUAACCAACCUGAAGAUUAUUUUUAGUCAGCGGUACACUUGUUUCUUCUGUAUAUGUUGCACUGAAAGUUAAUAUUUAAUGUAUUAAUUUAUUGUGUGGUUAAAUUAAUUUGAUUUACGUAAAGUGUUUAUAUUUGAUUGCCAGUUAUUUCUUCCUUAAUACGCUGAAUUAUAGUUAUUUAAAUGAGUGAAGUACACUUUUUCAU